AUGUCAUGGGUGCAUAGGCCUCCUGAGAAAGCAUUCAGUGGGGAAACAUUUGAUGUCACCUACUCAGUUUCUGCAUCCGAUGAGUUUUAUCAAUUUGCAGUCCGAAAUAGGAUCCUUUCUCAGAGGUAAACCAAAUGCAUUCCUAACUAUGUGAUUGUAUGUUCCAAAGGGCAUUAAGAUGCUUUCUUGAACACUCAUCUGUGUAUUCAAGCUUUUUUUUUUUCUUCAAAUGAUGGGUAAAAUCAAAGGCUUGACCAUUGCAACAGAUUACUAUUUUGCUUUUUUAACCCCUUAAGGACAAAACUUCUGGAAUAAAAGGGAAUCAUGACAUGUCACACAUGUCAUGUGUCUAAGGGGUUAAAGAAAAUCCUGACAAUCCUUGCUAAUUGGACAUUUUUUGGAGUUUAACAACUUAUAGGUUAUUCACAGUACCUGUGUCUCAUUAUUUAUUUUAGUUUAUAUAUAUAUAUAUAUAUAUAUAUAUAUAUAUAUACUUUAUAUAUUGUAGCAUGUACUCACCUCCCUCGAGCUGCGCAGCCCUCCUCCUGCCGCGCGGCCCGACCGCUGCAUAUAGAGUGUAGGUGUGAUGUCACGCCCAUUCUUAAAGUGACCAUGUCAUCAUUGCGAUCCCAAUCAAUUUUGAGCUGCAAUGAUAAACUGGAAAAAUAAGAAAACAGGUAGACCUACUUAAGGCUUGCUUUAGCCUCUAUUCUUUGCCCUAUCGUGGUUUCUUGUUAGAUCCUCAUUUAGUGCUCCUAGAGAUUCCCUUGUGAUUUCCUGUGUUUGACUUUGGUUUCGUAAUUGACUCAUGAUUUUCUAGUAUACUGACCCGGCUUCGUAUUUGACUCAUGAUUUUCUGGUAUCCUGACCCAGCUUUGUAUAUACUCUGUGUUUUUCUGUAUUCCUGACCUUGACUUAUUCUUGACCUUAUUUCUUGCUAUAUUCAUUGGUUAAGUCCAGCCAUUCAAAGGCUCGGUAAAAUUCGGAUCAAACUUUUGUGGGUUUCCUCUUUCCUGUGUGUUCUGGUACGACUCCAGUGAAAUAUAUAUACUUGAACAUUUUUGCUUCUCUAAGCAUGCAUUCCAUAAGUAAAACAAACAAAAUGAAUACUGAGUAGUUAGCAGACCUAUUGUAUUAAGAAAAUUAAAGGAAUAAUCUCUUUAUUUCUGUGAUUAAGUGAUGCUGCAUCAGCUAAAAGGUUUUGUGAGCUGCAGGAGUGUCCAUCCACCUGGAAGGAUGCAAAUGAAGAGAAUUGUUGUGUGCACCAUGCAAAUAUCCACUCCUGCCCACUGCCCUUCAUGGUAAGUCUGAUUUUCAGAAAGUUAUCAGAGUUUAGGGAUGAUCUUAUGUAUAUUUGGGGUCAUGUGUGCCUAUAGCUGAAAAAUUAUGCUUAUGUUUGCUCAUCCCCAUGUUUAAAGUGCAUCUGUCAUACUCCAAACAAUUUAUGCUUUCUAGAAUGAGCAUACAAUUUUAUAUAUAUACAUUGUGCUAGCAAAUGUAUAGAUUAGGAGAAAAAUCUAUUUAAAAAGAGUUUUUUUCUCCCAGCUAUCAAUUAAUAAGAGGCAUUGACUGACAAGAGGGAGCAGAAAACACCUCCCACAGGAGGUCCCUCUGCUCUUCACCAAUAGCAACACCAGCUUAUCCCCUUAAGUACACAACUUCUGGAAUAAAAGGGAAUCAAGACAGAAUAUUUCCGUCAUGUGUCCUUAAGGGGUUAUGCACUGUGGCUGCUAUGGCUACUCCCUAGUCAGCACUUCUAGCACCGCCUACGAUGUACAGGAACAGAGUAAUGUGACGUCACUCCAUUCAGAUCCCAGCGCACUGGCAACGAAGCGAGUGUGUCGACAUCACUGAUGAGCUUUGCCCUGCUUGGUGAUGCAUCCCAAACAGGGCAAAUCAAAGAAUACUUAAGGAAGAACUUAACUGGAGCAGAGGGUGGUCAUGAAGUUUAAUAACUUACAGCGCCACAAAGCGGCGCUGUAACGGAGGAAAAAUGAGUAAAUCUUUAUAUCUUACAUUGAAUACACCAUGUAUCUUUAUGAUAUAUGGUUUAUUCAAUGUAUAUGAUAGUGAUUACUGGUACGUAGCAGGUUCACUUUAAGAAAAUAUUUGUUUGAAAAAUAAAAAAUCUAGAAAUCCACACAGUUUAUCCUGCAACAAGAUACGUUCAAUUUAGCUAACUGUCAAUCAUUGUUAUAAGCUCUUUCUCUCUCACUUGGCGGUCAACAUAGUGAAAGCAUACAGAGAAGAGGAAAGAAUAAACAGUGUUUCUAUUUCUCCUCUUCAUCUGCAAUGUCUAAAUUGGAUUAUGAUGUCAUAUGUGAAAUCUGUAAUACAUAAAUUAAAAGAAAACAAGGCAACUACAAGAUUAACACAAGUUAUAGGUGAUUUCCAAUUAUUUAUUCAGUGGUAUAAAUUCAAGAGAAAUAACAGUUUCCAUUUAAAUCUUACAGAAAUCGUGGAAAAGUUAAAAAAUAAAUAUUAUACAAAGCUGACUGACUUGCAUGUGAUAAAACUUAUAUUGUUUUUAGUUUUCAUCAAGAAGUUGCUGCGCUAUAUUGUUUAUGAGCAAUAUCUAGCAAAAUGACCAUAUUAUGCUUUAAUCACUUGCUGUUUAAACAGCUCUUAUGUGUUAUGUUAAAGGGACACUAUAGUCACCAGUGCAGCUACAUGUAUUCCUGAUUCUAUAGUGUUAACACGACCAUCUAGUCCCCCUGGGCCCCCCAUGCCUCCAUAAAUAUAGUAAAAAUCUUACUGUAUUCAAGCCAGAAGCUGUAAAUCUGCAUGCUGUUAGACUCAGGAAAAACAAGCAGUCUGCUGACAUGUGAUAGCUUGAUCCAAUCACAGUGCUUCCCCAUAGGAUUGGCUGAGACUGACAAAGAGGCAGAUCGGGGCAGAGCCAGUAUGAUUCAAACACAGCCCUGGCCAAUCAGCAUCUCCUCAUAGAGAUGAAUUGAAUCAAUGAAUCUCUUUGAGGAAAGUUCAGUGUCUGCAUGCAGUGGGAGGAGAUACUGAAUCACAGGAUGCACAGCAGAUCAGAGUGGAUGGAGGCAUAUUAUGCCUCCAUCAACUCAGAAGUCCCUCUGGUUUACUCUGAGUGACUGCAACUGGAGGUGUUCCUAGCUUUCAAUGUAAACACUGUUUUUUUCUCAGAAAAUAGUUCUUACCUGAACAACCUCAUUAAGCUGAAGUUGUUCAAGUGACUAUAGUGUCCCUUUAACACAUGUAUGUGAUACAUUUAAAGCAAAUUAUAUAAUAAUAGCCUAUUUCUAAAAUAUUAUAUUUUUAUAUUAUUCCUAAAAAAAAAAAUUGGUACCUAUCAAAAAAAUAUCUUACAGGGUCAUUUUUUUUUUUUAAAAGUGAGCCUUCAAAGUGAAUUUAAAGUGAAUUUAAAAUUUCAGGUCAAAAUAGCCAAAAUGGAAAAAUUCUAUAAGGUCAGCUAUACCUUCUGUUCAGCUACUUUGAAUUCUCACUUUGGUUAAGAAAUGUCUUAAACAAUUCAAUUGGGCUUUUAUUUGAUUUAAACACUUUGUAGAAAGAUAAACAAGUCUAAACUGUUUUAAGUGUAAGUUGUUGGACACUUAGCACCUCUCCCAUGAUUCAUGUCAUUAUGCAGACUAGAUGGGGGUCACAACUCAUGCCCCAAACAAUACAGAGAAAUGUAAGCAAUAAACACAAACUGACAUAAGUCAAGUGUUUUAUUACACUAUUAAAAGUGGUGGGGGCAUUAAUGUUAUCUGGCAUUUAUCAACUUAUAUACGAUAUUAUUAAAUCAGAUGUUCUAAAUAUUUCAUGAGGUGUACUUAAUUUAUAGAUCAGGACUCUUGAGGAAAAAAAUGCGUUUUUAAAGUUGUUAAGCAAUGUUUAUUAAAGAAUAUAUCAUUACAUUAAAAUGUUUGGUGUUAAGAUUACAUUUGGAAAAGUCAGAAAGUUAUAUAAAAUUUAAAUACAAAUGUGUAAUCUAAUUAACUUAAAUCAUAGUGCAAUAACAAUAUUUUAAUGGGUUACUUGAUCGCUGAGAUACAAUCAUUUAUGUUUGUGCAAUGAAGAGUAAAGGAGGAAUAUGUGGCCCUUGGAUCCCAGAUGAUGGUCAGAUUUUCACUCACACCAUAUCUACUUCUGGGAAGAUGACCCAAGGGAACUGGAGUGCAAAGGUAAGUUUGGUCACUUUCUUGCUGAUUAACUUUAUAAACUCUUAUUGUUUGUCCCAAAUUUGUAGCUCCUUUGGAGACAGAGCAUCCCCUGAUGGUCUGGUGGUAGUGUAGAGGCUCUCAGCCUUCACCUCUGUCAGGGGUCUGGUUGGGAAGGGGUGCUGACCAGUACAGUAUCCUCUAUAGGGUGGAACCCAGAAUGCAAAAAAAAAAAAAUAUACACACAAAUCACACACAGGUAUUGAUAUUGACAAGGAAGAUAGUAAAAUAAAAUAAAAUGCGAGGACACAUGGAGACAGCCAGCUCAGGUACACAGGGAGACAGCCAGCUCACGAACACAAGGAGGCUGGGAAUAGAGAGAGAUCUCAAGCUGGGUGCAGCAGCCUGCAAUAGCACCACAGACAGGUAGUGGCACUGUGAGGUAUUGCACCAGACUAUGAAUAAACCGAAUUAUGACAACCUCCAGCAGGUUGUCCUCUCAUUCUUGUGACAUCCCGCUUUCAGAACACAUGGCAAUGCUCAAAUACUACAUGGUGAUGCAGCUCACAAGGAGAGCUUUCACCCAGCAGAGAUAAAGGCUGAACGCCUACACACUACAACUGGACCAUCACGAAAUGCUCAUCCACCACCAGGGCUGUCUUUAAUGUGGGGCAAACAAGGCAGUUACUCCAGGGGGGCCCAAAGCAGCUGCCCAGGAGGGGGCCCGACGGCUUGCUCCAUAUGCCGCCGGGUGAGAUGCAUCUGUAUUAAUUGUAUAUAUCUAUGUAUCUGCAAGUGUUUCAGUGUGUGUGUGUGUAUGUGUGUGUUUGUGACAGUGCGUGUGUAUAUGUGCAUACAUCUCAGCAUUCAAAUGCCAACACUACACACACAUAUACACACCUACAUUUAAACUUCAACACUACAUACAAACACACCUCUUUGUUAAACACCAAAAUUAUAAAUAAACACACCUGUAAACACACCUGUGCAAAAACCAACACUACACAUAAAUGCAUGCUUGCAUUCAAAUGCCAUCUCCACAUACACAUACACACCCCUACAUUCACACAAACAUACUCCAUACAAAAACACGCUUACAUUCAAACACACAAACACUGCUCAGUGCUAAAUACAACCCUGCACGCAUGGGAAAAUGGUAGAGCCCCAGCUGUCAAAGCAUUGUUGGAGUUGCACGACAGAUGAGGAUCUACCUUUUGCCCCCACAUGCCCAAAAUAAUUCAUGCACCAGAGCCCUCUCUACUUUACGUUCGCCUUUGCGUUGGGGUGGGGAGCUUGAUUGCAUGGCAGGGUUGGGUAGGGAGGGGACAGGGUCCAGGGGAACAUCUCUUACACACAUAGACUCCACUCCCUGUAUUGGGAAGUGGAGUCUAUGGAGUGCCUUGUGGGCACUCUUGGAGGUGGGCCUCAAGAGCCCAGGCCUUGAGCUAUGUAAACCAUCAUUUCUGAUAGCAACCCUGCAUGUUUGUGAUAUGAAUGGAAGUUGAUAUAAAUUGCAGAUCAGCAGUAGUAUUCCUUUUCUGGAGUAUUUAUUUUAGAUGUGUUGGUUCUGGUAUCUAAAGACUGUCCCUGCAGGCUCAGUGAUGUAAAUGCUGCAUUUUGUGAGUUUAUAUUGCUGCCUAGAGAGAUAGACACUAGAUGGACUUCCUGUGUUAGGUCCUACAAUCUUUGCAGGACUUAUGUUUAGCCUCUUUGUUGUCUUACCGCAUAUACACAUUAGCCUCCGAAUGCUUUCCUGUGUGAAAGCAUUGGAUUGAUUGAGAUCAUCAAGAUCAAUGAUCUCAGCAACAGAGGUACAAGAAAAAGUCUACAGCAGCUUUGUCUUCAUGUAAAGCUGAAUACAUGGCUUAAGCUGUCACUAUACAAGAACAUUUGUCCCUGAAACAAUUAUUUAGAGGAAUGGCCAAUUAAUAUCAAUAUGAACUAGUACAAGUGUUUGUAAACAAUAAGAGAGCAACAGCUAUUCCAAGGAAACCAUUUUGUCACAAAAAAUGUAAACAUACUGAUAUCAAAUACCACUUCAUCCUGCCCAACCAACAGGGCAACAGUAGAGAUCAAGAUCAAAAUUCAAGUCAGAAAAGGUCUUUAGUUAUUUGUUUGUAAUGUAAGUUCCUAAGAAAAACAAGUCUCUUGUGAAAAGCACAUGUGAGUGCAAGUCUGGGUGUUGAGAUGUAGUCCUAAGGUGCUUUCAGUAGUGUUCUUGAACACAGUACAAUAAAGUUGUUGUCCUGCCUCUUCCCUUUUUGCCCAUUGGCUUCCCAUUUGGCCCAUCUAGUCUGCCCAAUUUUCAAAAUACUUUUAUUAGUCCCUGGAAUUACCUUAUGUCUAGGAUAGCUUUAUGCCUAUCCCACGCAUGCUUAAACUCCCUCACUGUGUUAACCUCUACCACUUCAACUGGAAGGCUAUUCCAUGCGUCCACUACCCUCUCAGUAAAGUAAUACUUCCUGAUAUUAUUUUUAAACCUUUGCCCCUCUAAUUUAAGACUAUGUCCUCUUGUUGUGGUAGUAUAUCUUCUUUUAAAUAUAGUCUCCUCCUUUACUCUGAUGAUUCCCUUUAUGUAUUUAAAUGUUUCUAUCAUAUCCCCCGUCUCAUUUUUCCUCCAAGCUAUACAUGUUAAGAUCCUUUAACCUUUCCUUGUAAGUUUUAUCCCGCAAUCCAUGAACCAGUUUAGUAGCCCUUCAAUGAACUCUUUCCAAUUGAUCAAUAUCCUUCUGGAGAUACGGUCUGCAGUAAUGCGUACAAUACUCCAAGUUAGGUCUCACCAGUGUUCUGUACAAUGGCUUGAGCACUUCCUUCUUUCUACUGCUAAUACCGCUCCCUUUACAACCAAGCAUUCUGCUGGCAUUUCCUGCUGCUCUAUUACAUUGUCUGCGUACCUUUAAAUCACCUGAAAUAACUACUCCUAAAUCCAUUUCCUCAGAUGAUAAGGUUAGUACUGUAUCAAAUAUUAUCUUGCACUUAUCCACAUUAAAUGUCAGAUGCCACAACUCUGGCCAUUUUUCUAGUUUACCUAAAAAAUUUGUCAUUUGGCUUAUCCCUCCUGAACAAUGUUCAUUACAAUCAAAAUAAAAAAAAAAAAUAAGGGUAAUAAAAAUAAAAUAAAAAAUGAACUAACAAUGGAAGGUUAAAAAUAAAGUUUAAGAAAAAGAAAGCUGGAGCAUCCAAUAGAACCAGACCAAAAAGUACAGAUCCAACCUUUUAGAAAAAAACAAAAUGUCAGGGGAUCUAAAGGGAAAAGUAAAAGCAUCUUAAAAUACCCAGAUUCCAUUAUUUUUUCAUAUACAUAAUACAUUUGAUAUGUUUGUUGCAAUUGUAUUUAUUGGCUGAGUUUUCAUUAAACGAUGGUAGGUUUUUCAUAUAUUAAUUUUUGUGUGUCUGGUUCAUCAAAAUGAAUAAUUGAGACAAUAUUAAGGUAAAUUAUCUAAAACACCUUUGAAUACAUUUGCAUUCACAUUUUGCAAUCAAUUUAUUUUUCUUUUAAUUUAUUUAUUUUUACCAACAUUGUAAUUUGGAGAGUGUACUGUAUGGCUAAACAGGAAUGCAAAACUAUAUGUGAUCAUGAUUUUUUAUUUUUUUUAAUAUUUUGCAUGAUGUAGGUUUUAUCUAUAAGAUGCAAAAACUCUAGCAUGCCAUCUACAGCAAUUUUAGGUAAUGUACAGUAUUCUGUGUCCCAGAUACCUGUCAUUGGUUUAUAAUACAAAUUAAAAUGCAGCACACAGAAAUGCAAAGUAUUUAAAUAAUUCCCCCCCAAAAUAUUAAUAAGGUUAUAAUGUAAAAUUAUGUAAAAUCUAUUUUGCUUCCACUAAUUUGAGCAGUAUUUUUUCUAUGUAAUAAAAAUGCUGAUCCUGCAUGCAAGCACCUCAUAAAAAAAAUUGGGAGCACGCAUGCAUGUUAACUAAUUCUCCCAUUAAGAGCAAUGGUAGAUCUCAGACAUCUGCCAACAAUCACUAAAGGAGGAUCAGAUACCUGGGAAAACUGCAAAUGACAUACGUUCUUGUGUAAGUAUAUUUUUGAAGUGCACAUUCUAAUUUGUUUUGAAAAUAAAUGAAAUAAAAAAUGUGAUGCAUUUUUAGACACCAGUACUUUAUUAAGAUAAACUGAGAGGUUUUUUUUCACUCUUCUCAAAAAAAGUAAUUGCUAUAAAGAGCUUUGUACUCUUUUUUCCAUAUACUGUAUGUCUAUUGCAUCAUACGUCUAGCAUAUCCACCUAAGUGCUCCUUUUCUGGAUCACACAGUUUAUGCUUUCUUAUACUUUUCCUUUGAGGAAACCCAGAUUUUUUUUUUUUUAUGGUUUAAAACUGUAGGAAAACUACUGAUAGCCUAAAGUAAUCAUUUCUUUUGUAGCUGGAAAAGUUUCAUAGAAUGUUUCAAAGUUAGUGGGGUGGUAUUUAACCAGUCAUCUCCAAUUAAAGUGUUUAUUAUGCACCAAUCGUGUGGUUGACAAGAUGAUAUUUAUGUUAGUAUAUAAACUUAGUCUAUACAUCCUGCCAUCAAAAAAUCCAACAAAUGCAUGUAUUAAAAUGUAAACCUACCCCCAAAAAAUGUCUGCUUCCUGCAAAAUGGCAGCUGCUUUGAAAUCAAGGGCAUACACUACUGAUUAAUGUUUUAGUGUGGCAAGUUACAGUUACCAACAUCUGGUGGCAUUGAAGGCAUUAAGAAAUGUAUUUACUUGCACUUCACUGAAUUUAGAAGAGAUGAAGAAUACCCCACUUAAUUAGAAUGCAUACAUUUAUUUUUUUCACUAGGUUGUCUUAUUUCAUGUUGGUGUAACAUCAUUGAUUGCCCAUAUCCGAGUAGGCAAAAUGCAGGUGGCAUUGGAGGCAAAAACCUUGGUACUGCCAGUAGAAGGUAUAGUAUAGAAAGUACUCCUCUUUUAUUCUGUGCCCAAAACUAAAUAGAUCGGAUUCCUUUAAUUGGUAGAUAUAAAGGAGACAAUGACAUAUCCAUUUGUUUUCUCUUGUACAGCACAAAGACUGCCUUUCACCUUUCAGUGUCUAAAUAACAAGGUUGAAGGUAACAGGAUGAAGUUAGGAAUUCUCCCAGACUCCUAUCUAAUUCUAGAAUGGUGCUUAACUGGCAUAGUAAAUUAUGCUUCUAGUUUGUUAUAUUUUAGCUUGUCUGUUGUCUAUUGUCCUUGGUUGUGACAGAUGGGUCCAUGGAGAAGGAAAUGCUUCAUGGAGUGCUAAUUGGUGAGGUCUCAGUCAAUGUCAAUACAGCAUCCCAAAAAAAGCCAAAUAAUGGAAUAAUGACUUUACAUACCAACACUGUAUCUCAACAUUUCGGACUUAGAUCUGAUGUGAUUAGUCCACCGCUGUCCUUUCAAUAGUGAUACAUUAAUUAUUAACUGGCAUGCUAGGAUUCUUCUUUUAGACUCAUGUAAGAGAAGUAAUUCUCAUCAAGUGAGAAAGCUGUACCUCAUCCACAAAAAUAUAUCAUCAUAUUUAAGGUAUUCAGACAUAAAUCUUUAAAACACUCAUUGGCCUGUGGACAUUGUAGUCCAGCAUUAAGAAUAUAUUAUCGAAUAUAAUAGAAUUAUUGACCCAAGAUAAAACCCAAACAAGCGUAUCUACUAUCUAGUAACAAACAGCAACCCACACAACUGCACUAGGUAGAGAGUAGCUUUAUUUAAAGAAAAAAUAAGCAAAUAACCAGAUAAUACAGCUGAUUAUUGACACUAACUAAUUCCUUAUAUGUCCAGGCUCUCUGUCUGCAGUAUGAUCCUUCCUUCAUCUCUGUGUCUUCUCCGUCCUCCUAGCCCACGCAGUCUGAAAGGUGGGAGGAAGUGGCAGGUAGUCACUUCCCCUCGACAUUAAAUGAGCCUUUUGCACUGCUAAAGAGCCGCAGCACCUGAUCUGACCCCUUAUCACUUCUGCCUGCCUAUAGGAUUUGCACUAAGUAAAUUGGCUUCCUAAUGGACCCCCAAAGUCCUCAUCUUCUUAGCCAUGCCCUGUGUAUGACUUGAUUUGGACAUUAAGCCACACAACUGCUUUAGUAUUUUGCCAUAGCAAUGCAGUGCCCCCCCUCUAAGUCCCUCCCGAAAUGUGUACGUAGGGGAAACAAUCCUCUCAGCCCCAUCCCAGGUAGUUAUGCUACUGCAUACAAGGAUUGCUUAAUUCAAACACAGAACGCACAAAGGGCAGAAGCUCAUAACAUCCAAUGUAAUAAAUCCACAGUGUAGACAGAGGCAGCUCCUGGUGAAGUUAUCUAAACUGUAGCUUAUGUUUACAUAGCUUUUAUUCCAAAAAAAUAGGCAAAUCAGAAAAAGACAGCACAGCAAAAUCCACCUCAGUAGGACAAAAAUCAUCUAUGGAUAAUUCCUGUCCUACUGAGCAGGUAUGUGGUACAUUGUGCUUUGCUGAUGUGCCCAUUUCCAGACUUUAAUGCUUUUGAAUGUUGUGUUCAUUUUAAAUCACUUCACUUGGAGCAGCCUCUGUCUACACUGUGGAUUUAUUAUAGAGGCUUCUUUCCUUCAUACGCUCAGAGAAGUAAUACACACCAUCAAGCACCAAUAAAGUGGCAAGAGUUAAACAUAAAUUAAAACACAGAAGAUGGAGUCCCUGUAGUAUAUUAGAGUUCUCCAUACAACCAAGGGGUUUUAGCCCUUUAAUUUAAAUCACCGGAACAAAUAAAAUAAUGGGAACCUAUAAUAAAAUAUAACCUUUAAUUAAUAUGCACUACUUUACUUUAUUUAUCUGCACUUCCUUUCCCUUCAAUGUCUACACUUUUUUAUAUUAGAUAGACUUUGUCAUUGAUGGCUGGUAAAUAAGGAGGGAUUCUAAAUCUGGCUGCUAUUCUUCUAGGGUUAUUGUAGGAAACAGCCUGAAUUAAUUAUUGUCUCUUUAUCCUUCGAUCUCUGCUAUAUGGUCAAAUGUAGUUCUUGAUCUUUGCUUAUUAAGAUUCAGGAGGUGUAGUGACCUCUAGCUGAUAAUUUUAGGCACUGCACAUCUUUUUUUAUUCCCUUGGGAACCCUAUGAUCUAUAGUGCCUUGAAAAAGUAUUCACCCCAUUGGCAUUUUUUGUGUUUUGUUGCAUCACAACCUGGAAUUAACAUGGAUUGUUUGAGGAUUUGCAUCAUUUAAUUUACAGAACAUGUCCACAACGUUGAAGAUUUAUUUUUUUAUUGUGAAGCAAACAACAAAUAGGACAAAAUAACAAAAAAAAGUUAAUGUGCAUAACUAUUCACCCCCCUAAAGUCAAUACUUUGUAGAGCCACCUUUUGCGGCAAUCACAGCUUCAAGUCGCUUUGGAUAAGUCUCUAUGAGCUUGCCACAUCUUACCACUGGGAGUUUUGCCCAUUCCUCCUUGCAAAACUCCUCUAGCUCCUGCAAGUUGGAUGGUUUGCGCUUGUGAACAGCAAUCUUUAAGUCUGACCACAGAUUUUCUAUUGGAUUGAGGUCUGGGCUUUGACUAGGCCAUUCCAACACAUUUACAUGUUUCCCCUUAAACCACUCAAGUGUUGCUUUAGCAGUGUGUUUGGGGUCAUUGUCCUGCUGGAAGGAGAACCUCCGUCCUAGCCUCAAAUAUACGCACAGAGUGGUACAGGUUUUGCUCAAGAAUAUCCCUGUAUUUAGCACCAUCCAUCUUUCCCUCAACUCUGACCAGUUUCCAAGUCCCGACUGCUGAAAAACAUCCCCAUAGCAUGAUGCUGGCACCACCAUGUUUCACUGUGGGGAUGUUGUUCUUUGGGUGAUGUGAUGUGUUUGGUUUGCGCUAGACAUAGCCGAAAAGUUAAAUUUUUGUCUCAUCAGACCAGAGCACCUUCCUCCGUACAUUUUGUGAGUCUCCCACAUGCCUUUUCGCAAACUCAAAACGUGCCAUUUUGUUUUUUGCUGAAAGUAAUGGCUUUCUUCUGGCCACUCUGCCAUAAAGCCCAACUCUAUCGAGCGUACGGCUUAUUGUCGUCCUAUGUACAGAUACUCCAGUCUCUGCUGUGGAACUCUGCAGCUUACCUUAGGUCUCUGUGCUGCCUCUCUAAUUAAUGCCCUCCUUGCCCGGUCCGUGAGUUUUGGUGGGUGGCCGUCUCUUGGCAGGUUUGCUUUUGUGCCAUGUUCUUUCCAUUUGGUUAUGAUAGAUUUGAUAGUGCUCCUGGGGAUCAUCAAAGAUUUGGAUAUUUUUUUUAUAACCUAACCCUGACUUGUACUUCUCAACAACAUUGUCCCUUCCUUGUUUGGAGAGCUCCUUGGUCUUCAUGGCAGUGUUUGGUUAGUGGUUCCUCUUGCUUAGGUGUUGCAGCCUCUGGGGCCUUUCAAAAAAUGUGUGUAUAUGUAAUGACAGAUCAUGUGACACUUAGCUUGCACACAGGUGGACAUCAUUUCACUAAUUAUGUGACUUCUGAAGAUAAUUAGUUGCACCAGAGCUUUUUAUGUGCUUCAUAACAAAGGGGGUGAAUACAUACGCACAUGCCAAUUUUCUGUUUUCUAUUUCUAAAAAAUAAUUUUAUAUAUAUAUUUUUCUCAUUUCACUUCACCAACUUAGACUAUUGUGUUCUGAUCCAUCACAUAAAAUUUAGAUUAAUAAAAAAUUUAACUUAAGGCUGUAAUGUAACAAAUUGAUAAAAAGUCAAGGGGGGUGAAUACUUUUGCAAGGCACCGUAUUUAUGACGUGAGAUGGAUAUAUUUUGUAGCUAAGAACCCUAUUGACCUGUUAGGGGUGCUACAGCAAGGGAAUGAUUGAGUGCUAUAUGUAUAUUUUAAUGUAAUAUUCUUAAGGACUUUUCUAUUAAAUUUAUUAUUUAGAAUUAGCUAUUUUUGUAGGAUAUUGCUAACUAUAGUCACCCGGACAACUACAGCUUAUUGUAUUUGUUCUGGUGAGUUUAAUAAUUUCCUUCAGGCUCUUUGCAGUAAACACUGUCUUUUCAGACAAAAGGCAGUUUUACAUUACUGCCUAGGGAUACCUCCACUGGCCACUCUUCAUAUGGCUACUGGAGCUGCUUCCUGGGGCACUGCCAUGGAGACACUGAACUUCCUCAUAGAGAUCCAUUGAUUCAAUGCACAUCUAUGAGGAGAUUGGCCAGAGCUUUGUUUGGCUUGUGCUGGCUCUGCCCCUGAUCUGUUUCCUUGACAGUUUCAGCCAAUCCAAUGCCUUCGUAUUGGAACGCAUUGUGAUUGGCUUUUAUCACCACUUCAGAUUAUGUCAGCCAAGGAGGUAGAUCAGGGUCAGAGCCAGCAGCAGCAGCAGCAGACUGGAGUAAAGGUAGGAUUUUACUAUAUUUAGGGGGUAGGUGGUGGGCAGGGGGGGAGGAGGGACAGAUGUGUUGUUGUUUUUUGUGUUCCUGUCCCUAUCGUGUUCUUUUAGGAAAUUAGUGCUGGCCUUUCAGAACUAUACCUAUAUUUAGGGCUGUAGAUGACACUUUUAAAUGUAUAUUAAUAAAAGGUGCUAUUUUAGGAUAGUUUUAGAUUAUUUUUUUCUUCUGACACCUCAGAAUAUUUUUAAUAUUUUUUAAAAACCUUUCCACUUGUUAACACCCUUUGAUUGGGUCAUAUGGCUAUACUGUACAAUUUUGCAUACAAGAGGUAUAAGAAUGUAAGUAUGAUUAAAUAAAUAUUUGGAGGAAAUCGUUUAGAUAAUCAAAUAUAAUGGAGAUAAUAUUGGUAGUACUAGUUCCAUUUAUAUGUGUUAUAUUCAGUAAAGCUUGAUUUAUUAUUAAGCAGAACAAAAUAAAAAAAAAACACUUAAGCUUCUUUUCAAAGUCAUUCUAAGCUCUUUUCCAGUUUGUGGAAAUGGGGAGUGUGAAGAAGAUGAAACAUGCACAACGUGUCCGGUAGACUGCGGUGACUGUCCAGUUCCCCCUGAUACACGAAUGGCAGUUGCUAUCCCAGUGGCACUGAUUGUUGUUGGCUUCAUAUUGGCUAUAGCAGUAAGUUAUUAGUUGCAAUUAUCUCAUUUCACCAAAUAGAAAAAAUGCUCCUUUAUGUUUAUCUAAAUAAUGAUAUUGUGCAUACUGCAUACUACUGCUCUAAUUUGCACUGACUAUAUUUUUAACACAUAUCACUCAAAUUCUAGGGGUUUCAGUACCAGAGGCAGAAGAUGUUUUCAGAUGAAAGUUGGAUUAUUGACUACAAUAAAAUAAAACAAGGUAUUAAAACAAUUUCUUAUUUUUUAAAAUUAUUUAUAGCAAUUAAUUUUGAAUUAUACAUUUGCUAGCAAUUGGAUUCUCUUAUUUUUUUUACAUGCUAUUCUCUAUGAAUUGAUGACAUGCUUUAUUUGCAUGGUAGGUAUUCUUUAAGUUUUGUGGAUAAUAGCAAAAUUAAUUCUUCAAAUUAUGCAUAACCCAUAAUUUUGCUUUGAUUUUUAAACAAUCAACCCACAGAGUGUUGAACAUGUGAAAGGGAACUUGGCACCCUUACACACAUCUGGUGGGACUGCCCCUCAAUAAAACCUUUCCGGUAUAAUGUGGUAUCUCAGUGAGAUGGUGGAUUCUCUCAUAAUUUAUAUAUGAUGGGAAAUUACCUACUACAUCUCAACCAAUUCAUUAUUCAGAACUAUCAUAAAUCAGUAAUUCCUCCCCCCUCCUCUCCCAUUUCCUAAGUUUAAUCAUUCUUUCGUCCUCUGUCAACCACCAACGAUGUAUAUUAACACAAGGUUCUACUGGUCUCAGUGUUUCUUCAAACAAGAAAGAAUGAAUGAGUAAAUGUGCACAAUCUUGUUCUUGAUAAUCCAGAUACACUGUUUUUUCUAGUUUAUCUCUCUGGUAUGCUUAUUUAUGUUACAUUAUAUUUUCAAAAACAUGGCAUACUUUUUCACCUUGGCAUUUAUGCAAUGUUUGUAUUCUACGUGUUCAAACCAUAUUCUAUACUGUGUUUUAGACUUGUGCCCAGGGGAAAAUUUGAUUUGUCCAAAUCAAUGCAUCCGAAAGAAACUCUUGUUUUGGGCGAUUUUGGAUUUGUUCAUGUGGACUAAUUUCAUCCAUGUGACCUAUUUGGGCAUGAACAUGAACCAAUCGGUGUCCUGUAAAAAAUCAAAACAAUAUAAAUAUAAUGUAUAUAUGUUGCAGUACAUUGAUAGGAGCAUUUUCGUGCCGUUUGGUUCACAGAUCAAGAUUUUUCUUCCAGGAGGAGCAGUAAAUAAAAUCUAUAUUUAUAAUCCACUGACUUGUGUUUGAUAUACACUGUUUGGUAUAUGUGACAUGAAACCCUUUUACAUUUGUUACCUGUACCGUGAAUUAUAACUCACCCCAUAUUGUUACUUGUACAUUUUGUUAUCUUGUCAUUCCCCUUGUGUUCAUUUCUAUUAUAUGUGAAAGAAUUUUGAAAAAAAUAUAUAUAUACACACACACACAGAAGGAGUUGAAGUUCCAGAAGGCCAAAUAGAAGAUGUAGAGAACAGCUACAAGUACCAGGGGGUACAAUAAGCGCAUGGCAACCAUGAGGAAGAGGCAAGGAGGAUAGCAACAUCCAAGUACCUCCAAAGAGUCAGACAGGUCCUGAAGUCCCAGCUCAAGAACAAGAUCCAAGCCAUCAACUCAACACAUAUGCCCUACCAGUCAUCAGGUACCCAGCUGGAAUAAUAACCUGGUCAAGAGAAGAACUGGUCACCAUGGAUGUCAAGACCAGGAAACUACUCACUAUGAAUGGAGGAUUCCACCCAAAAUCCAGCACCCAGAGACUGUACACCUGCCAGAAUGAAGGAGGUCGGGGCCUGAUGAGUGUCAAGGCCACAGUCCUGGAUGAAACACAGAGCAUCCACAAGUACAUCACGAAGAUGAACUCCUAAGGGAAUGUCUGAGAUUUCCACAGAUCGAGGAUGCAGAAAAAGAGAAAAUUCCUUGGCAAGACAAACCUCUCCAUGGGGUGUACCACAGACAGAUAGUGGAUGUGGCUCACAUGACAAAAGCCUACCAGUGGCUGGAAAAGGCAGGACUGAGAAGACUGAAAGACAGCACUGAGGCAUUAAUUCUAGCAGUACGGGAACAGGCACUCAGCAUCAGAUCAAUAGAAGCUGGAAUCUACCACACCAGGCAAGACCCAAGGUGCAGACUGUGCAAAUAGACCUCUGAGGCAGUCCAGCACCUAGUAACUGGGUGCAAGAUGUUAGCAGGAACAGAAUAUAUGGAGAGAAACAACCAAGUUGCUGGGAGAUACCACAAAGGGUAGUUGAAAAUGACAGGGCUAAGAUCCAGACAGACAAGCAAGUGCUGGCCACCAACCUGACAUCGUGCUGGUAGACAAGGAACGAAAGACUGCAGUCGUGGUGGAUGUGGCAAUACCCAGUGACUAUAACAUCAGGAAAAAGGAACAUGAGAAGGUGGAAAAAUACCAAGGACUGAAAGAAGAACUAGAAAGGAUGUGGAAAGUGAAGGCAGUAGUAGUCCCAGUUGUGAUAGGAGCACUCAGUUGGGGGGGAGUGGCUUCAACCGAUUCCAGGUGGGACAUCUGAGAUCGCUCUAAAGAAGAGUGCAGUUCUAGGAACAGCUAAGAUACUGCACAAAACACUCCAAGAGUACCCGAGAAUGAGGAAUAAACAUACCACCCAGGAGGGGUGAGAAAAUAUUUUUUUUAUAUAUAAACAGUUCAAAGCUCUUGCACACCAACUAAAUGUGAAUGACCCAGUGCUCAGUCACAAAUAAAUAAUAAAUCCCAAAAAGAUACCGGCACUCUGGGAAUUCCAAGUCUUGGAUGUCAACGUGUGUGUAUAUAUAAAUAUAUGUAUAUAGUUGUUGUUUUGUUUUUUUACUACUCAUCCUUUUUUUUUUUUUUUUAACUCAAUCACUUAAAAAGAAACCAACUUUUAGUGGCUGUCCACUUACCAUCAAUUGUCUUUUUUUCCCCAUCAUAUUUUUCUUUUGGUGCCACGGAUGGAACUCUGAACCACAAAACCACUUAUUCAUCCAUACAGGGGUUCAGAGUUCAGGAUUAUGGACAUGUCAUAGAUUGCUUAAAAUAUGGAUGAAUCGCAAUUAAUUUGAAACCGAAUGCAAAAGUCUACUAGGUUUUUUUGGUCAUCUAUGCAUUUAAUGUAUAACUUUAAAACAUUUUACACUUCUAUAGCACAUAUUCAACAAACAUUGAAUAAAAAAAAUCUUUGUAAUAGGUUUAAGAUUUUAAUGAAACAAAUACGUGCAAAUAUGCAAGGUUUGCACUAUUUCCUUGAAAUAUAAAUUCUAGGUAGAUAUAGAUCUAUAGAUAGAUAGAUUACUUUUUUUAUGAAUACAUCCGUUACUAUGUGUAUAUGAUUAUGUGAUAUGCUUAACGUUAGAUUAUCCCAUGUCCCGGAACAUAACAGGAAGCACUAUCAGUACAGGCAACUGUGCCAGCUAUUCUAACACCAGCCAUAUCACUGCUCUGAGCUCCUGCCCAGCUGCUGUCAACACACCCAGAAAGCAUUUCUUCACUCACACGGGCCGAUAGUAAGUUCUAAUCAAUCAAGCUUUGAGUUAUUUUUUUCAGCCAUUUAUUUGUGCUAAUUUAAUUUGAAUCUAUGUCUUGUACAAAAGUAAUUAUUCUGAUGUGCUUAUCUUGUUAUGUACACGUAUCACGAUCAAAACCAAAUAAUGGUUACUAGAAAACUGGUUCAAUCCGUAUAUAUGACUGAAAUAUUCUACAGGUUAAAUCUCCAUUUUAGACCGAAAAGAACAUUAAAUAUACUGCUCGUUUAAAGAGUUGGAAAACAGAAAUGACACCCAACUUUAUAUCGUAAGCAUUUAGUAGAAUCAUGUUUGCCUAAUGAUUUAUAAUUUGAAUUAGUUUGAAAUGUUCCAGUUAUUCUGCAUUAUUUAUUUACUAUAUUACUAUCCUGUCAAUUUAGCUUGAUGCUGUGAAUAAAUAUUUUAAUUUUUAUACUAUAUUUAAAUUACUUUACAAGUUCUGCAAUGCAUUAAUAAUUAAAAAAAAAAACCAACAAACAAUUACUUAUAAUGCUUAUAUUGAGAGAUGCAAAUUAUAUUUAGAUUACUGAACCUCCCCCACCCAUAGAAUAAAGAGGUUGCUUAUUGCUAAUACAGAAGAGAUAGGGUCUGCUCACUGCAGCUUCGCUUUGUGACCGAAGACAAUCAAAUGGUUACAAUAACUGUCUAUUGCACAGCUCAUGACAUUGGAAGAUAUCAGUAUAGGACUGGGGUUGACCUCCUAUAUGUAGGCAUGACAUUGCUCUGCUGAAGGGCUUGUCCAAGCAAAAAGCUUGUGUCCUACCAAAAGUAAACAGUGGUUCAUGUUUAGAGCACUAUUGAUGCACUCUUGAUCUGAGUACAGUUUGUGCAGAACAAGCCCGUGUGAUCAUGAAAACAGGACACCAAAAAAGAAACACUGGAUGACAGAAGAGGUGCUUAGAUUCAUUACUGUCCAUCUGAAGCCAGGAUUGUUGGGAAACAGGGCUGAAAAUGUAACUCAAUCACAAGUCAUUUGCAUGUAAAAAAAUCAACCCUUGUGAGUAUAAAUUCACCCCUGAAAAGUGUUCCAUGGACCCUCCAUUCUUGUAGUGAUGGUUAAUGUGUUGGCCUGUGUAAUAGCAUAGAACUUUAAAUUAAGAGCUCUGGCUGGGAGGUAUUCUAAGUCACUUUUUAAAGUGCUUACGUUUUGAACACUUUUUUGUAUUUUUCCAAUUUUAAUAUUAGAAAGUCAAAGUGGCUCCACAAUAUUUUGCAAGAUCUCUGAAGUUGAUAUCUCUGCUUUGUAUGCAGCAACCAGAAGUUAAACCCACAGGUAGAUAUAGAGAAAAAGAGAAAAUAAACAAAAACAGAGCAACCAUAGGGUUAAGAUAAAUCAGUCUCCAAGGUUCCCUGUAAUUGCAGUGCAACCCAAAGAAAUGUAAUUAAAAAAUUACCUUUUAAUAAAUUCCUUCUAAAAAAUCAAUGCUUAAAUGAUAAGUAAUAGGUGUCACACAAAAAAUAAUUAAAUGAAAAACGGAGAGAAAGGAGAAUAGAAAUUGCAGAGUCACUAGGUUGUUCACAGAAAAAGAAAGAGAAAAAAGGGUUUGCCUAAAGUAUCUUGAAGACAUUCAUUAGUGUAUAUAGUGAAAGAAAGGUCUUGAAUCUGUCUAACUGUGAAGCCCUAGUAUGAAUAGUACUGUCUCCUAACUCCCAUCACUCAUAGGCUAGAAUAACCUGCCUACAUGUAACAAAAUAAAGCCUCAAUGGAAGGUACACAGAGGUUAAAGUUUAAAGAUAAAAGUGAAGAGAGGGUGGUAAACUCGGAGCAUCCUAAAUGAUCUAAACUAGCUGCAGCAUAGUUCCCGGUCAAACUCCAACCACCCGCUCACUAACUAAUCCCGACGCGCGUUUCACCACAGAGGCUCUUCCAGGGGAACCGAGCUGGACGCCGGCCGUCAUUUAAAUAGCCCGCCCUCCUCUAGGAUUGGUCGGUGUUCAGACCAAUCACAAAUGAGGGGGCGGAGUCAAAUGCCGAAGCCGGUUAACCCAUGAUCGCAGGGGAAACCGGCACGGAAGAUUAAUAAAAUGAAGGGUCUUUUAGAAAAGUCAAAAUAAAGUAUGAAUGUGGAUGAAUAAACUAGUUGAAGUAGAAUAUGGUAUGAAGCAAAUACCUGCAUAAUAAGCAGGCUUGUAAUUAAAGAUGUACAUCAUUGUUAAAAAAUAACAUAUCAGGAUAAAAUUAUAACAUUACAUAAAUAGUACCUGGAUUGUAAGGCAAAAAAAUUGUUGUUAUGUAAAACUUGCUCUUGAAGCUUAAAUACAUAGAAACAGGCUUAUAAAUAUAGGUCCUCAGUGCUGGAAAAUACAUAUGGCCAAAGUCAUGCAGGUCAAUUAUAUUGCCCAAUGGUAAUGAGAGUAAUGAUAAAGUUAUAAGCAACAUAAUCCACCAAAUUAAUAAGUAAAGGUGUCCAUUACUAGUUAGAAAGUAACAUAUCAGGAUGUAAUAGUAUCACUACAUCAACAGUGUAUAAAUUAUGAAAGUACUAUCUACUAAAAAGUUAUUAAGUAACUACUUGUUCUAGCAUCUUGAAUACAAAAUAGAGACAAGCUUAGAGGUGUAAGUCGAAUAUACAAGACCAAAAUCAUGCAGAUUUAAUAUAUUGCUCAAUGAGAGUGAAAGUAAUCAUAAAAUUGUAAAUACCUAAGUCCACUUAUGAAUGCUUGGGAAUCGUGAACUGUUCCAUGUAUAAUGAAAGAAAUAAAAUACAAUGAGGCUUGAUACCAGAUUGGCCCAUAGGUAUGAAGCACCUAUAUUGGCAAAGGUCUGAUUACGAAUGGAUAAAUGGAGUAAAAUUGAACUCUUCAUUUAAUCCUUUAGGAUAAAGUGUUUGAAACAAAUUCGGCUUUCAGUAAUGCAAUAUUGAUAUCCCCUUUUCUGUGAUUUUGAAAGACCUUUUGAAUCACUUGGAAUUUGAGUACAUUGGGUCUAGAGUUGUGAUUUGUACGUACGUGUCUUGCUAUCGGGGUGUCCAAAUGUAAAUUCAAAAUUGAAUUAAUAUGUUGCAAGACACGUCGACGUAAUUGCUGAUAGGUCUUGCCAAUGUACUGUAAUCCACAUUCACAUGUAAUGAUGUAAAUGACAUUGGUAGACCCACAAUUGAUAAAGGAAUUAACCUCAAUGUCUUUUGCAGUUCUACGAUUCCGUACUUUUUUAGAUGGUAAAAUGAAGUCGCAAGCCUUACAGUGCCCACAUUUGAAAAGGCCUUUAGUCUGAAGCCAAGUGGAUUGGCUUGGUAGUGGUUCCAAAUGACUCUGGGUAAGGAGAUCUGCAAGGUUCUUUGCUCGUCGAUAGGUUACAGAAGGUUUAUAGGUAAUGGUGUUCUUGAGACAUGUAUCAUGUUGAAGUAAUGGCCAAUUGCGAUUGAAUACCUGUAAGGUAUUGUUCCAAUUUUUGUCAUAGGUCCCUAUAAGUCUGGUAACCCUAGUGGAGGAUUGAGUGGUCUUAGGGGGUUUGUGUAAGCUCUCAGAUCUAUCUACGAUUUUUGUUCUUUGGUAAGCUUUCUUAAGGAUACGAUUCGGAUAUCCUAGACUUUUGAAUCUCUGUCUGAGAAUUCUUGCUUCUCUUUCAAAGUCUUCUGGGUUGGAACAGUUUCUUUUUACCUUAAGGUAUUGGCCGUAUGGUAUGUUAGCCUUUACAUGAAAUGGAUGGAAACUGUCCCAAUGCAAUAGACUGUUCGUAGCGGUGGGUUUUCUGUAUAAUAAGGUGGAUACUGAUCCAUCCUCUGACAGAGCAAUAGUGAGAUAACACAGGUAGAUAUACUUAUCUGAACUUCUUCCUCGUGGUCACCAUCUUUUUUCUUGAUAUCCUGAUGCUUUUUCCAUCAGUGUCAAUGCUCUACUCUUGCACGUGAACUAUAGUACACAGGGAUCUGGGGGAUAUCACAAGAUUACAGGAAACUCUAUAGGCCAACUCUUGUGAUGCAUGAGAAGCAUGUGAGUCGGAAAUGGGAGGAUGGGAGAGGACAUAUCCUUCUCAGAUAAUGUUAUGUGGGGAUGAAAUUGGGUAGAUCCCAUACUUCAGUCAUGCAUCUACAAGUUAAGUUUCUCAGCCGACACAUACAGGGUUGGGGAGAAGCAUGAGGAAAAAUCAGAGAGAUGGAUUCAGAAAAAUGUUGGGAGAGACACAAGUUGACCGAUAAGUGGAAGAUAAUAGAGGAGAGAAAUGUGAGGAGAUUGAGAGAUACAGAACUAUGGGAGUAGGACUAAGAAGUCCAAAAUUCACAUCUUUAAAAUAAAAUACACACAUACUCAGUACAAUCAAAUUAAAUUUAUACAACCUCAACACAAUUUUAUCCUCACACACAGGCACUUACUUUGUAUAAUGAUUCCAUAACUCUGAUACUCCACUGAAUACAAGCCUGCAUACUGUAACUUUGCACAAACGCACUCAUGCACAUCCCACACACUCUAUAUAAGAACUCCACAACGCUAACACUACACACUCUUGUAGUCGCUCCUACAAUUGUGCUACUUCUGAGUAGUCCUCAGUAUCUUUUCAAAUAAUAGCUGCUUGACACACAGCUUAGUUCUAUAGCACACUGCCUUUAUAUUUAUUAUUUUUGACUUUUUGUCCUGCAUAUGCACAACUCAUAUGUAGAACCCUGCAUUCACACUUAUUUUACUACUCAUAAAUAAAACUAUACAUUCACAAACCUUAACGCUACAUACAAAUACACCACUGCAUUUACAAACUAUUGCACGAGGCACAUUUACAUUAAAUCACACAUAUAUACUACAGGCAACUACAUUUACAAGCAAUGAAAGUAAUUGCAAACAGCCCAAAUUCACCUGACAUAAAUAAGCCCACUGAUUCUACCUUCACUUAAUCACAAAUGGCUGCAUGCUAUACACGCAGACAUACGGAGACACACAGGGCUUUCUCAUUAAACAGAUAAUUAUGGAAAAUGAAUAAGGAAAUUGUAAAUGGUAGACCAAAACAUCAACGAAAAUAAAAUGUUUGUUGUUGGAGAAUUUCUGAGUUAGAGAAUGUCUCCAGUUCAGUUCAGCUAUUGUGGCCUACGCUUAAUUAUUUCAAUUUGUGUGUUUGAUAUGUUACCUCAGAAAAUGGAGGACAUCAGGUUUUCUUUCUAAAUCCCUGCCCCCCUCCCAGAAUUGGUUUUGGUUCCUACUUUUGUCAACUUCAGGUUUCAACAUAAAACAAAUUAAUUCCUACUUUGCCUUGUGAAAUCUUCUGACUGCAUUGCAAUUCUCUUGGAUUUGCUUGAAUGGAAGUUUUUCUCAAAGAUUCUAUAGUUCUGAUAAACUCAGAAGUCAUGUCACCAGGUCACAGUUGUUUUAAUUAUCUGUCCCUGCUGCCAGGGCUGAUGCAAGAAUUUUUAGGCACACAGGCGGAGAGGCAUUUUGCCGCCCCAUCACCCCCUUCAUGUAUACAGAGGUGCCACUUACAAACACAAAGAUUUUUGCUUUGAUGCUUUUUGAUUCUCAGUCAUGCCACACUGUAUUGCUUUGGACUGGGCUUUCAUCAUUUACCUUGAUCCUGGGCAUUACAAUUCACAGUAUUGUGUGUUGUGUAUGAGUUAAUCACAGAGAACCAAAGCAAAAAAAAAAAAAAAAACGCCUUUUUUGAGUGUAUCACAAAUCAGUAAUGUGAGAGUAACAGGGAAUUAUGGGGCAAAGUGAUACAGGGCUAGGGGUGUAGAAUGACAAAGUGAUAGCAGGGUUGGGGAUUAGGGGGACAGAGUGACACAGGGCUAGGUGGACAAGGAAUUAGGGAGACAGAGUGACACAGGGCUUGAGGGACAGAGUGGCACCAGACUAGGGGGGCAGGGGAUUAGGGGGACAGGUUAGCACAGGGCUUUGAGGACAGGGGAUUAGGGGGACAGAGUGGCACAGGACUAGGGGGACAAAGUGAUACAUGUCUAGGGAAGCAGUGUAUUAGGAGGAGAGAGUGACACAGGGCUUAUUGGGCAGGAGAUUAAAGGGACAGAGUGACACAGGGCUAGGUGGUUAUGGGGACAGUGACCCAUGGCUAGGUGGCAGGGGGACAGAGUGACGCAGGGCCACGGCAGCAGGGGAUUAAGGAGGCAAAGUGACAUAGCUAUAGGGGACAGGGAUUAGGGAGACAAUAACACAGGGCUAGGGUGACAAAGUGACACAGGGCUACAGGGCAGGGUAUUAGGGGGACAGACUGACAUAGUAAUAGGGGGCACGGGACAGAGUGACACAGAUCUAGGGGAACAGAGUGACACAGGGCUAGGGAGCAGAGUGACACAGAGCUAAGGGGCAGGGGACAAGGGGGACAGAGACACAGGACAAGGGCGCAGGAGGGCUGAGUGACACAGGGCUAGAGGGCAGGGGUACCGAGUGACACAGAGCGGGGGCAGGGACACAAUAAACAUAAACAUAUUUGUUUAUUUUUAUUAAACAUAUUUAUUUUUAUUAAAACUGUUUUGUUUUUUACAAGCUGUACAAGUUUUGCACGGAUAAAAACAUUUUCUAAAUUAAAAUGGUCCAAAAUAAUAGGUUUUAUGUCUAAUAUAACUUGUUACUAGAUGUUGUUUUAAACACAGUAAACAAUGCAGGUUUUUUCAUCAAUAAAAUUCCUUUAAUUAACAUCAGUAUUUAAAAUAUGCCAGUGUUUAUUUAAAAUAUAUUUUAUCUGUCUAGCAUUAUCAUUAUAAUUUAACUUAAUUGGAAUUCCUCCCUUAUCUUGGUAAUGCUUUUUCGCACCCUUGGCUUUAUAUUGUAAGAUGCUUUCUCUGUCCAGCCAUUUACUUCUCGUGCUUAUGUGUCAAUACUAUGUGGAUUAUAUUUUUUGUUAAAAAUCUGGAUUUCAUUAUUUCCUUUUGCUCCUCAAAGAUCUCUAGAUCACUGCAAUUUCUGUAUAGUCUAAUAAAUUGUCCCAUAGGUAUAUUUUUGUGCCAAGGGCUACAAUGACAGCUAUGCAUAUCAAUAUAGCUGUUAAUGUCGACUUUUAAAAACGUUUUUGUUUUUAAAUGUUCCGCAUAAAUAUCUAAAUCUAAAAAGUGGAUGUCAAAAUAGCUAUAAUAACUAGUUAAAAUAAUCCCAUUUUGAUUGUCAUUAAGAAAAAUUGCAUUAAGUGACUACUCAUUCUCACUCCAUAUAAAAAUAUAUAUCAUCUAUAUAUUUGUGAUACAGAACCGAUUCUCCACCCAGUUUGACUCUAAUGACAAAUUUGCAUAACUGAGUGCACACCUGGUUCCCAUUGCACUACCCUUGUUGUAAAAAGAAUGAACUGUCAAUCCAAAAAAAGUUGUUAUGGAGUAUUACUUUAAUUCUAUUCAAGAUAAAUUAUCUUUGUCCAGCCUCCAUAUCCAUAUUUGAAAUUGCAAUUGUCUAUCCACAUAUUCAGACACUAUAAAAGGAGAUCCAACCCCUGAUACUACGGGUCUCCCUGUGGGAUUUAUAGGAUCUAUUAAUUUUUCGGCAGUGUAUACAAAUAAAGGAUUUUGGUUAAUUUGACCUCCAGAUAUUGGAAUUCGUCUUUACUAAGAAUAUUAUAUUUUCUGCUUCUAUCUAAUGGAGUGAAAUAUUUAUACUUUUUUUUUUUAUUCCAUAGGGUCUCCUUCCAGUUUCUUAUAUGUAGAUUUAGCACCCAAUUGUCUACAAAUAUCUGAAAAGCGUGCAUCUUUACUUUGUAUUAUUAUGCCCCCAGUUUGCUUACUUAAAAUACUUCUGUCAGAUUGUAGUUCUUUAAUAGCUCUUUGUUGUUCUGGAGAUAUUUGUUUUCUCAUUCUUUCCUAGAUCUUCUUUAUAUCAUUCAUCACUAAAUUUAAAAAAACAUUUAUAGAUCCAUUAAUAUACUGUCUAGGGAAGAAUAAAGAUUUGUUUUUAAGGAGGUAUGAAUAAUAUUGUAAAUGUUUCUGUAGAAUACUAAGACUUAUAUACAGGAUUUAAAAAAAAAAUGUUGUUUGAUGGAUAACUUGUGCACACAUUUAUGUACAUUAAUAAACGUAUCAAAAGGUUUAUUGGAGCACCACGAAGGAGCAAAUUUUAGGCCUUUAUUUAAAACAUUUUUCAAAGACUUUCCAGAUAUUUAAAAAAUGCCUAAUUGUUGGAUUCUCUCUCUCUCUCUAAUUGAAAGCUGUAAAUUACAUUUAUUAACUACAAUUCUGCUGUGAGUUGCACAGCAAUAAAACACAUUAAUAUGCACAUGUACAAAUGUAUUGCUGUAGUCAGGUUUACUAGUGUUUGACACUGUUGGUUCCUUUAAAGGAAAAAUGUAGUCCUAAAUCUAUAUUUUUAACAUAUCUUUGCUACUGUCCCCCUUGCCAUGUGAUGGCUUAAUGGGUUGUACUUACCCUUCAGCCUUUGCUGUGCUAAUGCCGUAGUCAAGUUCAACCUCCUUGACUGAGAUCAUGGAGAUUGAUGAUCUCAGUCAAUCUAAUAGAAAUGUUUUGGGAGGCUAAUGCACAUGCAUGGCAAAACACUGCACUGCGCUAGUCACAUGGUCUCUAUGAGAUCUGAUGGUGGCUAUUUCGUUGGAAGCGUUUUUAAUUGCUGUCAGAGUGACAGUCACUAGAGGCAUUUAAAUCCUGCAAUGUAAACAUUGCUGUCCAUGCAGAACGGCAAUGUUUUCAUGGGCAGGGUUAAAACUAGAGGGUCGUGGCAUUGAGGUGUUGUCUGGGUGCCUACAGAAUCCUAUUAAUUAAUAUGAUGCAUAUUAGAGGUUUCAAGAACUUUAUUUUUAACCUUCAAUAAGUAUAUUGACAGCAGUUUGCUGUAGCAUACAUGACUUAUGCAAAAUACCUCCCAGAAUUCUGUAAUUUUUGUUUUAAAUCCUUUAAUACUUUCAUUAAUGAGAAAUCAAAACUAUUUACUUAGUAGGUUAUGUACAAAGGAAGUAGCUUCACAGAUAAAGAGCUACUAUUUUCAGUAAAAUGUAAUUUAUUCUCCCCAUGGACUCAAACCUUUAUAAAAAAAUAUAACAUGGGUUAUAUGAGAUAUAAACCCCCCUAUGAAAACACUCCAUAGGAAAAAAAGUUAGCAUAACCAAUUAUGACAGUUAUUAUCUUCUCCGAUUUUAGUGAUGGCAGAAUUGUGGCAAUUAAGAAAAUCCAAAAGAAAUCAUUCACUGUUUCCGCCACAAUACGCAAAGAAGUGAAGCAGAUAAGGUAACUAUUACAUUUUUAAAUGAUAAUGUAAACAUCAUGACUUAAUAUAGCUCUGCCAAACCAUUUUUUCACAAAAACUGAUUUUUUUUUCUGGAAGCUCAAAUUACACCCAAAUGUUGAUUUUACCUGGCAGAAUUUCAAUACCAAAAAUCUGGUUUGAAAAUGGGCCAAUCAGCAUGCUGCAAAAUAUUUACACUUAAUAAUAUGAUGUAUCUAUUUAGCAGUAUACUGAUGGGCACUGAUCAAGUGAGAAAAAGUCACUAAUAGAGGUAUAACUAGAAGGGACAGUAAAAGCAACAGAAAAAUCUAUAUUUAUAUGUUAUAUAUUUAUUAAAAACAUAAUAUAUAAAUAUAACUUUUUUUUUGUUCUGAUUCUCCUUUUUUCCCUCUAUUUAUCACUUCUCUCUUGAUCUAUAAAUACAAUCAACAAUUACUGGUUGUCACCUAGCCAUCAAUCUUAUUUAUUCCAUUCAAUCAUCUCUUUUCUUGGCUUUGGGCUUCAAAAAUAAAACAACCAUACUCGACCAUUGGGUGCAAGUAGUAGCUGCUAUAAAUAGCUCAACAAGGGGAAAAAUAUAACUUUUUAUAGAGUUUUAAUAUAACUUACCUCAUAUUUCCCAUUAUUAUACAGAGUCAAACAAUAGGCUCUGAAUUAUUCACAGCUUAUUGUUUGCCUGUUUACUACUGGGUUACCGUACAUAGUUUCCUAAUUGUUACUUCUUCCUGUUGUUCCAUUUUUAGGGGAUACUUCCUGUUUCAUAUUAGGUAUAUUUCAGACUCUGUAUCUUUGUACUGGCAUAAUCUGCCUAACCUAGUCUGUUUUGCUUCAUCAUACUACUUCAGAAAUGUGGCCCUAAUAUACAAGUAUGUUUCUCAAGUCCUCACCAACACAUCUUGUAUUCUUAAUGAUUACAUCAAAACUUUAAAAGCCAUUUCCAUGUCCUGUGUCGUAUGUAUUGCUUAUUUUUCUUCCCCCUUUGUUAUUCCCUUUUUCUCCUUACUUUAUGUGGAUCCUUAGUUCCUGUGCACCGCCUCCUUAUAAAUUGGGAGUAGCUAGCUUUGCUAUAAACUCAUGCUCUAAUCAAGCAUAUUUGGUGACAAAACUGAAUUAUUUGGACCUAUGCUUAUUAAAACCACACUUUUACUUCUUUGCAGAGAACUUGACCACCCCAAUCUAUGCAAAUUUAUUGGUGGUUGCACUGACGUUCCCAAUGUGGCUAUUAUCACCGAGUACUGUAAUAAAGGGAGUUUGAAGGAUGUUCUACUGAACGAAGAUAUCCCUCUGAACUGGGGCUUCAGGUAUGGAAGUACAUUUUAAAGAGUCAAUUUUUUUGUUUUCUGCAUUCUUUUUUACAGCAUACUUUUUUAUUCUUAAAUCAGAUAUAAAUGUGUUUUUUCCUGAAAAAUUCUGUUCAUUUCAAUGACCAGGGCAGCAAAAACAUAACAGGUGAUAAAUAAAAGAAAAUAAAGAUGGGAGCGAAAUCAGUGGAUUGGUCCAAUGUUGACAGCUUGAACAUGCAACUAUAUCAGUAGUAAUGGAGAGGGAGCAGGGUAGUCAGAAACUUAAUGAUUGUAGGUACUUUGCCAUCUUGUGUGCUCUAGUAUGCAGGGACCCACAGGUGACACCUUCUAUCCCGACCAAUAUGACAACAACUUCUAAGACUUUGGCAAGAACUACAGCAUUUGAAGGUCCAUCUGAGUUCUUGGUUUUCCAUGACAGCAACUUCUGGGUUACUAAACUGGUCCCGGAUGACAGAACACCUUAUUAUUAUUAUUUAUAAAAUAUUUUACCAGGAAAGAUACAUAGAGAUUUCUCUUGUUUUCAAGUAUGUCCUGGGUCCACAAAACAUUACAUUGAUACAUUAUGGUACAGUAAAAUACAAAAACAAUAUUAAUACACAAUAUACACAAAAUUUAACAUAGAAUAGGUAGGAAAUAAAUAAUCAACCAUAAUACGUGCAUUCUGUUUUGAGGUAUGUAGAGAGGGAUCUCUUAAAGGACUUUAGGCUUGGGGAAGAUUUUAAAGUGUGCCUGAGGUCGUUCCACAAUUGUGGCACGCUGUAGGAGAAGGAGGAUCGGGCUGCUUUCUUUUUGUAUUGAGGUAGACUAAAUAAAGUGCUGGUACCGGAUCGGAGGUUAUAGGAGGUGGGAACAGCCGAGGAGAGCAUUUUGCUCAGGUAGGGUGGGAGUUUCCCAGAAAAGCUUUUAAACACAAGGCUGGAAAGAUGAAGGGUGCGUCUGGAUUCCAGCGACAGCCAGUUUAGUUCUUUUAGCAUGUUACAAUGGUGGGUCCUGUAAUUACAUUGUAGCACAAAUCAGCAGAACGAGUUAUACAAUGUAUUGAGUUUAUUAAUGUUAGAUUGCGGUGCAGAUGCAUAUACUACAUCCCCAUAAUCAAUAAUUGGCAUCAGCACUUGCUGUACAAUCUUUUCCUUUACUGUAGGACUUAGGCAGGAUUUGUUUCUGUACAGGGCACCUAGUUUUGGAUAAAGUUUAGAUGCAAGUUUUUCUAUGUGGAGGCCAAAAGAUAGAUUGGGGUCUAACAAUAUACCCAAGUAUUUGAAAGAGUGGACUGCGUUCAGUGUGCUAUUUGAAUUCGUUUUAAUGGAUAGGUGGGAAUUGUGUAAUUUAGGUACUGUUCCAAAGAUCAUUGUGACAGUUUUGUUAGUGUAUAGGAAGAGUUUAUUUUUUGCGAUCCACAUUUCUACUUCUGUAAACUGGUCUUGGAGCAUAGCCUGAAGCUGCGGUAGAUUGGAUUUGCUCGUAUAGAUUACUGUGUCGUCUGCAUACAUGUGUACAUUUGAGGAUUUGCAGACAUUAGGCAGAUCAUUUAUAAAUAAUGUAAGUAAUAGGGGGCCGAGAAUGGAACCUUGGGGAACACCACACGUGACUGGGAGAGGGAGGGAGUCGCUGUCAGAAAUGGACACAUAUUGCGAGCAGUCCAAUAUAUACGAUGGAAACCAGGUUAGUGGACGAUCACCAAUAUCUGAGUAUUUGAGUUAGUGCAGUAGAAUGUCAUGGUCUACAGUGUCAAAGGUCUUAGCAAAAUCAAGGAAAAUAGCUCUAGUUAGGUCUCCUUGUUCCAUGCCAGUUUGGAUGUCAUUGCAAACUUUUAAUAGGGCAGUUGUAGUGGAGUGAUUCUGGCGAAAGCCCGAUUGAUCAGGGGUCAGAUAGUCUGAUCAUUGGUAAUACUCACAUAGUUGCGUAUGGACACAUUUUUCUAAGCUUUUGACAAUGCCGGGAGCAAUGACAUUGGGCGAUAGUUAGAAACCAAAGUAGUGUCACCACUUUUAUGGAUAGGCACUACUCUCGCAGUCUUACAAAGUUUGGGUAUGUAUCCAGACACCAAGGAUUCGUUAAUCAGGGUUGCGACGGGUUUAGCAAUUUUGGUGCACUGAGCUACAUCAACAUUGCUGGGAUUUAUCCCACCAAGCGUCACAUCGCUAACGAACAGACCAUAUCGGACCAUAUUCUUGAUCUCUGCUGGCGUAAUCUUGGCCAGGCUGCCCCCCAGGUGAGACGCCCACACCCUGGGAGUUCCCUUGUAGCCCACGAUGGCGGCGUCCUGGCAGUUCUUGUUGGCCAUGAGGUUGUUGAUGUAGUCUUGCCAGGAUAUGGUGUUGAAUGGCGGGAUCAGGCGAGGUGCAGGCUGGGUACAGAGCUCGGGUUGGCCGGGUGGUCUCCACUCUAGGAGCCUCGUGCUCGGGGUUCGCACGCAUGAUCUGUUUAUGGCAUUCUUAACAACGUGGUUACAUAGGCACAUCAUUUCAGGAAUAUGAGGUGAUUUAACCCCUUAAGGACCAAACUUCUGGAAUAAAAGGGAAUCAUGACAUGUCAUGUGUCCUUAAGGGGUUAAAUAGGUUGUACUAUAAAAAAUGUGAGUUCAGACUAUGUAGUGGGCCCAUAUGUGAACACGUAUGUGUAAGGCUGUAAAAUAUUUAUUUGACUUGACACAAUAAAAGAGGCAUAAAUAACUCAUGUCAUGGCUUAUUUCAGUAUUUCUGUGGUUUGCCAAACCCUGGCUCAGGCAUAGACACAGGCCAGUUGCAAAAACUGUUGUUGCCCUAAGCCAUGAGUUGGCAUCCUAAGCCAUGAGUUGGCAUCCUUGGAUGAACAACAUCUCCCCUGAUGCUUUGACUGCAUUCUGAUCGCAAGCGCAUUAUGUGUAUCAGUGGCAGAACUAAUGUAGGAGGGCCCUCAACAUAAGUGCAAGAAAUUAUUUUGGGCCCCCCUCUAGCGGAAGAAGGGGCCAAAAAGUAUAACCCCAUCUGUUGUACAAUUCCCACAAUGCUAUGCCAGCUGCAGAUCUACCAUUUGCCCACCCUUGCAGGGUUGUAUUUGUGAGCAGUGUUUGUGUGUUUGAAUGUAAGCAUGUUUUUGUAAAGAGUAUGUCCAUGCAUGUCGGUGUUUAUUUGUAUGUACUGUUACCACUGGAAUGCUGUGGUCUACUUAUAUGCAGGGCCGGACUGGGAGAAAAAUUCGGCCCGGGCAUUUUUUUAACACAGCGGCCCACUAAAAAGGGGGCGGGGCAGAGGAGGUGUGUUUUGUCAUCACCAAUGACAAACAUGCCUCCUCUCAAAGUGAGCAUGUUGGUUCAAUGCUCUUCCAGGGCAGACCAUGCGCAGAGCUCUGAUGAAGAGCUCUAGCAUGAGAAAAAAGUCCUGUAUUUGUUCUGCACAGUGCAAGCAAAUUUAAUAACAUGCUUGCACUGUGUUUCCUUGCAACUUGUCUCUGGUGUCUUUAUAAAUGGAUACCAGGAGACAAAAGGCCAGGAAAGAGUAUUGUGCAUGUGUUUGGAGCCUGCUUGUGGUAUUGCGUGUGUGUAGAGUGAGCUGGUCGUGGUGUGGUAUUGUGUAAUAAGGUCGGUUUUAGUCGUGUUGUGUUUGUGGUGUAAUGUGAUGCAUAUGUGGCUCAGGGACCCCCUCCCGCCCGGCUCUGGAAAGGGGUUAAAACUUACCUUUUUCCAGCGCCGGGCGGGGAGCUCUCCUCCGAUCCGCCCCGUCGGCUGAAUGCGCACGCGCGUCAAGAGCUGCGCACGCAUUCAGCCGGUCGCAUAGGAAAGCAUUUAUAAUGCUUUCCUAUGGACGCUUGCGUGCUCUCACUGUGCUUUUCACAGUGAAAAGCACGCAAGCGCCUCUAGCGGCUGUCAAUGAGACAGCUGCUAGAGGCUUUGGGGGAAGGCUUAACCCAUUGAUAAACAUGUUUAUAAAACAAUGGGUUAACCCUAGAAGGACCUGGCACCAAGACCACUUCAUUAAGCUGAAGUGUUCUGGGUGGCUAGAGUGGUCCUUUAAGAGUGUAGUGUGUGUGUGUGUGUAUAUAUAUAUAUAUAUAUAUAUAUAUAUAUAUAUAUAUUUGGAAGUAUGUGUGUGGUGCAGUGUGUUGGGGGGGUUCUGUGUGUAUGUGAGGGUGCGGUGUGUGUGUGUGAGGGGUGCGGUGUGAGUGAUGGGUGUGAGAGUGCCGUGUGUGAGGGUGCCGUGUGUGAGGGUGCAGUGUGAGCGUGCUGUGUGAGAGUGCUGUGUGAGAGAGUGCUCUGUGAGAGUGCUGUGAGAGAGUGCUGUGAGUGUGAUGGGUGUGAGGGUGCUGUGAGAGAGUGCUGUGUGUGUGAAAGUGCUGUGUGUGUGAGAGUGCUGUGUGUGUGAGAGAGUGCUGUGAGAGUGCUGAGAGUGUGAUGGGUGUGAGAGUGUUGUGUGAGAGAGUGCUGUGUGUGAUGGGUGUGAGAGUGCUGUGUGUGAUGGGUGUGAGUGUGCUGUGUGUGAUGGGUGUGAGAGUGCUGUGUGUGAUGGGUGUGAGAGUGCUGUAUAAAUGUUAUUGUGUGUGUGUGGGGGGGGUAAAUAAAAAAAAAAAAUAAAACAAAAAACAGUCAUUAUUCCCCCCCCCUCCCUUCUUACCUUUAGCCUGGGAGAGGGAGGGGGGGGGGACCGGCACGCUGGAACCUGGCAGGCGGGGUGGCGGGUUCCCUGGUGGUCCUCGUGGGUGAGUGAACUCUCGCGAGAUCCGGUCGUUGCUAUGGCAACGCGCCGGAUCUCGCGAGAGGAACCCGGCAGAGCUGCAAAUUAGAGCUCCGCCGGGUCCUCUCUCCAGCCUGGCUGGCUCCCUCCCUCCCUCCCCGCCGGCGGCCGCAUGUGGGCCGGUGAGGGAGAGCUUUGAUCUCCCCACCGGCCCGUCGUGGCAGACAGCGGGGCCGGCGCUGGGACAGUGCCGGCCCUGCAGGGGCCGCCCGGGGAGAUCCUGUGAUCUCCCCUGCCGGCCUCGGCCCCACGGCCACCGCGGCCCACCGGGCAUUUGCCCGGUGUGCCCGAUGGCCAGUCCGGGCCUGCUUAUAUGUAGUGUUUGUGUUUGAAUGCAGGGCUGUGUUUGUGUCUUUUUAAAUGCAAUGCUGUGUUUGUAUGUCAUGUUUGUGCUUGAUUGCAGGGUUAUGUAUGCAUGUUGUGUUGCUGUCUGGUUGCUGGAAUGUAUGCACAUACACACAUACUUACACAGAUAUACAUGCACAUUAAUACACACAUAUAAACACAUACAAACACUGAAACACACACACAGAUACACACACUGACACAUACACAAACCAUGAAAAACAGAUACACACACUGAUACAUACAAUCACACUCAGAUAUACACACUGACACAUACACACCUUGACACACAUACAUAGAAUGACAUACAUGUCAAAAUUUACAUUUGCAGCGAUCCUCCUAAUAACUUACCUUUGUGUGCUGGAGGGUGGUUUGCUUGGGGUCCACUCCAAAGACUUAGCAGUGAUAUAUCAUGUAUAUAAAAUAUGUAAUAGAAUGUAUGUAAUCCAGUAGGAUUGCAUUCCCAAAGUCAGGUUGUGGCCUAAAGACUGGGCAGGCAGCACAGUAGCAAUGCUGAAUAGACAGGUUAAUGGUGAAAUUAGAGCUAAUUGCCCGUCAGCAUAGAGAAAGUAUACAGAGACAAUGAGAAAUUAAACAAUGUUUCCGUGCCUCCUCCUCAUUUGCAAUGUUUGCCCUGACUUUGCUUAUGUGUACUUGAUUUAUGCUAUAAUUUGCUAAAUCUAAUGUAAACAGAAAAUAAUACAGAGCAUCUCAUGAAAAGGUUAACACACAUUUUAGGUGAUAUUUAUAUAUUUUAUUCAAAGGAGUACAUUUUAGUAAAGUAUUAGUUACCAUUUAAUCUCCUAUAUCAUUAAAUGCUUUAGUCUACAGCUUCCUUCCUCAUUCCUCUCCCCUGUUCUGUGCAUACAUUGUCCCUUGACUCUUUUAUACUAUGCCCAAUACUUGUCCUCCCCCACCUUCUUCUCUAUACCACUCUUUUCUUUCAGUGUUUUGUUGGUGACAACUCAAAGGUGACGAUUCCAUGUGACACUUUUCAUUGAACACAGGUCUUCUUGAUAUUACAAAUUAGAAUGCCAGCCUUUGGGAGCACAUUUAACUUAAAUUAUACCAUUAUUAUCAUAGGAUGUUAUUUCAAAAACAUGCACAAAACUAGUGUGAAUAACACAAUUUGCUAAUUGAAUUAGCACUGAUGUGUCAAAAACAUUCUAUUCUGAGCAUCAAUCUCAAGUCUCUCUUGGUUCUGGAUUGUAUUACCGGAGAUACAUGCAUCCCUGGUAAAUUGAAUAUUAUUUUUCUUUUAUAGGUUUCAGUACAAAGGAUGGGUUUAAAACACAGGGAUGACAUGCAUCCCAUGUAAGUUUAUCCAGUCCCUGGAGAAAUAACAAACAGUUAUAUAUUUCAUGAACAAUGAUAAACUGUUUUUGAUAUAAAAAACUGAUAUAUUUAUAUACUCAAAAUAUCUGUCAAAACUAAUCAAUUGCAUUAACUUCCCUGCGUAGCAAUUUAAAAUAAAAGGCACAACUGCAUAAACAUGCUUCUCCUUUUCUUGCACUUUAAGUUGAUACAUCACCCCAUUGUCUCUGCGGAGAGAAUACAAUUGCUUAUGUAGGGAUCCAUUAAUGACCUAUGCUCUGCAGGGAGGCCCACAGUAUUGCUUAGUAAAGCAAAAGGUGUUCAAAUUGUGCCCAGUUCUAAAUUGGUAACUGCUUUUGCUUAUAUAUAAUGUUGACUCAAUUAUUUUAUGGACAUGCUUUAUAAAUAUAUAUAUUUUUGAACAUUCUCUCUUAUUUGAAAAUGUCAAGUCACGCUAUGUUUUUCAUGCAUUGUUGGCUGUGAGACAUAAAGCUUUUUUAAACUAAUUUGUUAGCCUGAUUUUUAAGACUGUUAAAUAUUACACCGAAAUAUACUGGAUUACUAUAUAGCCUAUUAUUAUUUGUUGUGCAAGUUUCAUUAUAGUGCUUUUAAAAUCGUUAAAUCCUGCCUAAAUAUAUAUAUACAUUUUUUUUCUUAUAUAUGUAAAAAGCAGAUAAAAUUUUUAUCUUGCAAUAUUUAUUGGACUAACAGAAUUUUUUAAUGACAAGCUUUUCAGGAGAACCUCCCUUUCUCAAGUCCGAAGCAUUUCUGAGCAAGACGACACAUAGAAUUCAAAGUUGAGUUGUGAUACAGGAUUUAAAGUGACAUGAGUGCAGAUAAGACACAGGUUUCACAACUCAAAUUUGAAUUCUAUGUGUCAUCUUGCUCAGAAAUACUUCAGGUUCUCCCGAAAGCUUGUCAUUAAAAAAAACUAUGUUGGUCCAAUAAAAAAGGUAUUACAAGAUACAAAUUCUAUCUGAUUUUUACUUCUACAUCACUGGGCUAAUACGGCUACAAUCUUUACUUGAACUAUAUGUGUGUUUAUAUAUAUAUAUAUAUAUAUAUAUUUAGAUUUUUUUUUAUUAUUAUUUAUUUAUUUGUCAUUUAGGUUUUCAUUUGCUAAUGACAUAGCACAAGGUAUGGCAUAUCUCCAUCAACAUAAAAUGUACUAUCCACGUCUUAAAUCUACAAACUGUGUCAUUGACGAUCGCUGGGUUUGUAAAAUUACAGGUAGGAAAAUAUUAUGGAUAAUUUAAUAACACUGAAGAAAUAUCCCAAGAUUGAUUAUUUCAGUUUUUCUAGUUUUAUGUACAUCAUGUAGCCUUCAAUCUUUCACAAUUAAGGAUUAUUUUUUGUUUGCAUUUUAUGUUUCUUAAUGUGAAUAUCUACAUCACAAUAAUUAUUAGACUUGUGCACAAUGGAAAAGUUCAGAAUAUUUUUUUUCCCAAAAUUGCAUUUUUGCUCAGGUUCAUGUAAUUGUUCAUGUAAUUAUUAUAAAAAUUCAAAUAUUAUGUAUAUAUUUUGCAGUACACUAAAUUUUUUUGACAUUUGGGUAACCAGUUAAAUGAGAAAAAGUAACCAAUAGAGGGACAAAAGUAAGAGCGGUAAAACAUCUAUAGGUAUAUAGUAUAUAUUUAUAAAAAAAAUAUAUAAUAUAUAAAUUUAUUUUUUUGUUUUACUGUUCCUGCUUUUUCCCUCUAUUGAUCAUUUCUAACUUGAUCUACAAAUAAAAUUAUAAUUUAGUGGCUAUCCUUUAGCCAUCAAUGAUGUUAUUCCCAUUAAACAUUACUUUUUCAAUAACGCACACAAAUAUAUGAAUUUAUAAAAAAAGAGUUGAGAGUCAAUUAAUAUAUAUGCAAAAAAGAAAAAUGUAUUUAUAAUACAAAUUAUGUACACCAAUUCCUGGGUAAUAUGCGAAUCACCGUAUUAAUUUGAUGAUAUCCUUCAUGAAUUCAUUGAUUUUACAGACUUCAUCGUAUACACAUCCCAGAGUAUGUACAGUUAUUUACAGUCUAUGUACACAAUAUAUAUAAAAUAUAUAUAUAAAUAGAGUUCGAUAGUUCAUGUGGAUCCACUGCUAAAUAGUUCUCUAUGUUUAGAAAAAUGUAUAUACAUCACAGAAAAAAAGUGGGAAAAAAAUAAUGAAAAAAAGGAAAAAUAUAAAAAAGAGAUAAAUAUGGAAAAAAGGAAAAGGAAAAAAUGAGAAAAACUUGAUAAUUGAAUAUUCAAUGUAUAUACAGAAAAAAAGAAAAAGAGUUCUUUGGAUCUCACCAAUUGAGAAUUGCAAUCCCAAACUUCCAAUAAUCCAAUAGUAGUAGGAUGUCCAAUAGUUGUUAAAUAAGGUGUAACACCAGAGUCCCUUGAUCUGCAAACCGGGAAAUCAGGGUAGACUCCUACACUGGGUAUGUCCAAUAUCAGAACUCCUUGUUGCUAGGCUGUGCUGGGCAUGUAUUGCUUCUUGGCUGCUCUCACUCAUGUCCUGCUCAAUAUGUGACUGCUGGGCUGCGCGCUCAGGACGAUCCAGUCCCUUCAAUGGCCCCUAUUUCUUAGUGCAGAAGGUAGAACUAGAACUAUUAAACCAAAUGAACAGGUUCAGCCAUAACGUUAAUUGUUUGCUUAUAUGUCCUUAUGGUGCUCCAGAGAUAUGGAAUUCAGCAGAACAGCUGAUCAGCCAAAUUUGGCAAAUUGCAAUACAGCUGAAUCGCAACGCACAAGUGUAAUAUUUAUAUAAUUGUGUGGAAUGAUGUAUAAAGGUAUUAUGGAAAUAUACUUUAAUAUGCACCAAAGCAUUAAGUGCUCAAAAACUAGAGACUAGGGGGAGAUUUAUCAAAGCUAAGCAGGUGCUAUUCUGGGGCAAAGUGCUAAUUAAGGAGCAAUCACCAUGGAAACAAAUAGAAUGCCGCUCAACAAUUAGCACUUUGCACCCGGGAUAGCACCUGUUUUUUUCUGUUUUUAAAUCUCUCUCAAGAUAUUUUAAACAGUUUGUUUUUGCUGCUUUGUAUAUUCUCAGUGUCUCUCUAAGUGAGAAGAGUAAUUCAGGCAUUGGCAAACAAUUUGUUCAUUCUUGAGUGGUAACUAUCCAUAGUGGAAAGCUUUUGUCUGUCCUUGAUAAUUGUUCCCCAACCCUAUUUUCACAUUGCUCCUGAAUUCUUUCUGUACAUUUUUAAUUUAAUUUUAGUCAGAAACUGAAGUAUAAACAGCUGUUUAAUAAAAAGCUAACACAAAACCAAAAUGAACUCAAGGACAGGGUACGAAAGUAAGAAAUUUAAAAAGAUAGAAAGAAUAUUACAAAAAGAAAGACAACAUUACAAUCUUAACCAACUUCAUUGAACUGCAGAUACACCUGUACCCAGGGACGUAUUAGCCGCGAGGCAAACAAGGAAUUUGCCUGGGGCUGCAUUUUCCAGGGGGCAGCAAAAAAAGCCGCCCCAAAUACCUGGGCAAAUGCCUUGUUAGCCUUGAGGCUAACAGUCCAGGCCGGCGGUCGGGCGGCGCUGGCGAGGGAGCACACAGUCAGUGUGUGUCUAACACAGUAAAGGAGUUUAAGCAUGCGUGGGAUAGGCAUAAGGCUAUCCUAACUAUAAGAUAAGGCUAGGGACUAAUGAAAGUAUUUAGAAAAUUGGGCAGACUAGAUGGGCCGAAUGGUUCUUAUCUGCCAUCACAUCCUAUGUUUCUAUGUUUCUAUGUUUCACUUUCCCGAGAGCUGUCUGCUAGGCUCCCUCGCGCACCGCCCGCAGAGUGAUGCCGGGAGCCGGAAUAUGAUGUCAUAUUCCGGCUCCCGGCAUCACUCUGCGGCGCAUGAGGGAGCUGAGCAGAGAGCUCAGGGGAAAGUGCUCCCUUAGCCAGCGCCACCUGACCGACCGCCCAGCAGCCACUGGACCCCCAGGGGUGUGUUAAUGUGAGUAAGUGUGUGUCUGACUGUGUGUGUCUGUUAGUGUGUGUGUGUCUGUUAGUGUGUGUAUGUGUCUGUUAGUGUGUGUGUGUCUGACUGUGUGUGUAUGUUAGUGUGUGUGUAUGUUAGUGAGUGAGUGUGUCUGUUAGUGAGUGUUAUUGUGUGUGUGUGUGUGUGUCUGACUGUGUGUGUCUGUUAAUGUGUGUAUGUUAGUGAGUGUGUGUGUCUGUUAGUGAGUGUCUGUUAGUGAGUGUUAGUGUGUGUGUCUGACUGUGUGUGUCUGUUAGUGUAUGUGUCUGUUAGUGUAUGUGUCUGUUAGUGUAUGUGUCUGUUAGUGUGUGUGUCUGACUGUGUGUGUGUGUCUGUUAGUGUGUGUGUGUCUGUUAUAGUGUGUGUGUGUGUCAGUGUGUGUGUGUCAGUGUGUGUGUGUGUCUGUUAGUGUGUGUGUGUCUGACUGUGUGUGUCUGUUAGUGUGUGUGUCUAACUGUGUGUGUGUCUGUUAGUGUGUGUGUGUCUGUUAGUGUGUGUGUCUGACUGUGUGUGUCUGACUGUGUGUGUUUGACUGUGUGUCUGUUAGUGUGUGUGUGUCUGACUGUGUGUCUGUUAGUGAGUGUGUGUUUCUGUUAGCUAGUGUAUACGUAUCUGUCAGUGAAUGUGUGUGUGUGUGUGUGUGUGUGUGUAUUUAGAAGACGGGGCAGGAGGGAAGGGUUUGGUGGGGGCGGCGCGCAGGGUGGAGGGUGUCUGAGUUUUGUCCUGCCUAAAGCAGCACAAAACCAAGAUACACCACUGCCUGUACCCAGAACUGGACUGACUAUAGUGCACACCGAGCAAAUGCCAGGUGGGCUAAUGGUCUUUAAGUAGAUGUGGCUUCAAUAUGUUGCUGCAGUCCAACAAAGUAUUGUACAGUCUGCCACAGCCACAAGAAGCAAUUUAGGAAGAGACCAGCAGAAUCUAGUUUGUUGGUAUCAUCAGAGACAACCUCAGCAGAGAGCCAAAGUAGUUUCCCAGUGUCUGGUCUAGGUGGUGGUGAGUCCGGUGAUUAUAUCACUCUUUUCCCAAUGACUGCAGACAUAGUUUAUUUUAACUCUUGCCCAAGAAGAACUCAACUAUGAGCCAGAGGAAUUACAAGAGCAGAGUCGGGAGAAGGCUGGCUGCAGCUGACUAUUUUCUCCAGCUAGUUUUCACUCUCCUUCUUCAUCUUCACCAUCUUAUCUAAGGCCAUCUCUAUCGGCUUUUGAAUCAACUCAUCCAACGCAGACAGUUGUAACAUCAUCUGCAUCCAGUGCCCCUGUCAUUGGGUUUGGCACCAUCAGGCGACAAUGUCCACUGCCACAAAUGCAAAUCCAUCUGCAUAUUCACCAGCCAAAGGUUAAGGGGUUAAAGCUAGUGUAUUGCACCAAGGUAAAGUUUGGUAUUGCUUUGAGUACCUCCAAGAAGGGUGAUUUGUAAAGUGCACAUUUUUGUUGCAAGGAAGUGAGUAGGAUGGAGAGGGGUGUGUCAUUUCCCUAAUGCCAGUAUGAACCUACAUCUACAAAGACACUACAAGUCUGUAUAACUGAACAGAAAAAGCAGAAAACGAAAGUGCUCAAGCAAGUAGUAGGUUCACUGGUACUGUAUCUGGAUUAGACUGCCUCUAUGGCCCUCAUAUGCAAAAAGGGUGGGUUUUUUUUCUACAUUGGCACAAGUAAACAGAAAUGUUUAACCAAAGGUUAAGCCAUGGAGGUUCCUUGAGCUUUUAGCCAUUCUCAGUGUUGUCAUAUUCUCUGUUUUCCCAGCAGUGCAUUGGUUUCGGAUAUCCUCAAGUUAAAAGGGUAAUCCAGAUGUAGACACUGUGCUUAGAGUAUCAGCUACGCUUCGCUGAUGGGGCCUGAAGACAGCUGGAACAAUUGUUUGGGGCUACUGUGUCUUCUGUGCAGUUUGAACUUGCCAACAUUUUGGAUCUGGAUUGCCCUUAUGGACGGGAUAAGUCUGACAUACAAAUUGUUGGGGUUCUCUCUGUAAUGGCAUACACAACGUGAGCGUUGUGUGGGCACAGCUCUAAAAUGUAUGGGUGGGAAUCAUGACUGGCUUGGAAUGUAAUGACUGCUUAGAUUGUGAUCUCUGAGACUACAGACCAGACAUGACAACACUAAUAAAAGUGAUCAGGAGGGUGGACUGACAUGCGCCAAAAAUGGAGAGAAUAAAGUGUACAACCACUGAAGAACAUUGAACAGCACUUGGCUUAUCCCAAGUGCAACAAUAUAAAGUGCUACUUACAAGAUCAUCAGCAGAACAUGCCAAAAUGAUGGCAGCACCACAAGAAGAUGAUAUAUAUGAGGCUCUAUGCAUGGUUUCAGAAAAAAUACAAGCCCAGAUAACAUUAGCAACAUUAAAGCUAUGUUGUACUGCCUCCCAAAAGCUAUGUUGCACUGCCUCCCAAACUAAACAAGACCUUACUGAGAUGCUACAGAAAGCAAAAAUACCAUCAAAGAGGAUUUAGAUAAAGUAAGGAGUGAUGUAAGACAACUGGGCAUGCAAGUGACUGACUUAGAAUAGGAGAAAAAGAGACCACCCUGACAGAGGUACUUCACCUUCAACAAGUAGUACAUAACCUAGCCCAACACAUAGUACACCUGCAUUGAUAUGUAAAAGAUAUUGAUAUAUGUUCCAGGUGAAACAACUUCUGAAUUAGGGAGGUGCCAGAAGUAGAAGGCACAAAAAACAUCAUAUAGAACCUUACCAUUAUUAACCUUUAACAGGUCACAUGGAGCUAUGCAUCCCAAAGCAUCCACCCCAGCAUCUCACAGAGAUAUCAUCUGCUGCCUUUAUUACUAUGCUUUUAAGGAAGACGUGUUUUGCAAAGUACGGAACUUACCUCCUAUACAAUAUAACAAUCCUACUAUCUCUAUUUAUCAAGACCUCUCAUGGUCCACUUUGCAAGCAAGAAAAAUAUUAAAACAGAUAGAAGCUAUCACAGCUAAAGGCCUUAAAUAUUAUUGGAGAUACCCUUUCAGCCUCACAGUCCAUCACCAAGGACAAUUGUUCUCUAUUCAAAAGCUCCCAUUUCUCAGUUAUCCUUAAACUGGCACCCCACGAUUUAUCCCACUAUACACACUUGGAAGAAUUUGAAGUCUCACUUUUACAUCCUUUAACUCAUAAUCCACUGGUACUUUCAGGCAGAUCUAAACUGUUCCACAAGCCAUCUACUGAUGGCUCAUAUUUUAUGCUCAGACAAUUUUUAGCUGGAUCCAAUCUAAUCUCGCCACAAGAGUUAUUACAAGGCGAAAAACCAUCAUUGUUAGAUUGAGGUGGCCACGGAUUACCAAUCCCCUAACCACUCCAGAAUAAAGAAAAAUUACCAUAUCUACCCUAAUAUUCAGGAGGGGGGGGGGGCAAUUAAACAAAUAACUGUUGGAAAAAAAUUAUAUUUAAUAUCAUAAGUAUUCUUUACUCUAAUUUUUUUUUAUCUUCAGCCACACAAAAGACCAAAUUAAAAUCCACAAUUCCAAACAUAACUGUUUAAAAUAAAAAUAAAAAAGGCUAGGUUCCCCAAAAAAAUACACAGCCGGAAAAAAUGAAAACUGCUCAGAAAUAAUAAAUAACCUAUCUUCACCCACGGAUGGCUUGACGCAGAUUAAUUUCGGACGAUGGGGAAAACCCUUAUAUAGGCUUUCCCAAGCUUUCUUAGCUACUGCAAAGCAUGUGUAUUUUACAAUAUGACCAGGAGCUCUUGGAUUGGCUGGAUAGUAAGCCAGCCAAUCAGAGCUAUCUGACCGCCAAGUCUCAAGAAAAGUCAAACAUUAGGUCCUCCCACUUUAAUAUGAAAAUUAGGGACAUUAGCAGGGGCACUAGGUCCCUUUAUUAUUAAUAUUAGUGGUGGGGCCUAAGGGGGAAUUUGGUCCUUCCCAGUGACCUUACCCAGUUCAUGGGUAAGGGCAUGGGGAGGACAAUGGAUGCCUGACAUGGACUGGGCAUUGGGAAAACUGGACAAAUGCCAUGGACCAAGGUCGACAGAUGAGAUCAAAAGAUAUCCCCGACAGGCCUAUGCAGAGCCGACGCUAUCCAAGCGCCGAUUUUGUGGCUUCACAAGCUAGUGGGUAGAUCAAAGAUCUUUCUGGCCCAAAGGCACUUCAUUUCAAGAGAAUGAGGGGAGAGUAGCACACGGGAGGCUGAUUAUUACUUCCACAAGCUGACAGUUCAGACAGUGCCAGAGCUUGCAAGAUGAGCUGCAGACUACUGUCGCUCGCCACUACCAGACCACACACAAUAUAGACCCAUUACCACCCGAACAGUUACACACUGCAUCUCUCACACACACUCUGUGCCUCACACACAUGCACACUCCAAAUACUGCACCCCUAAUAUGCACUGCACCCCUCUUACAAACUACACCCCUCACACACUACAUCCCCCAUAGACACUACAUCCCACACUGCACCACCUAUGCAAACAUACACUGCAUCCCCUGUGUACACACUAGAUCCCCUGUACAGAAACACAUAUUAUAUUCCCUAAAUACACACCCUCUACAGCCCCUACACACACACAAUGCAUACAUAAGGAUUGCAGGUGUGGGCAUAUGAAGGUACAAACCUCCAUUAUGGUAGUAUGGAGAUCUUAUUGAGCCCAUAGGAUUUUCAUUUAUUUAUUUAAUUUUAAAGUUUUUUUUUAAUGUGGCAGCUAUUUAGCAAGCAAUGGCUAGCCACCACAUAAUUAACCCUCACACUACCGAGGUUUUUUUUAAUUGUGUGCUUGUAGUUGGCACAGGCAAAUCAUUGCAAAUCAUUGCAAAAAGCAAGUGAAUUAUAAUUUGUGAACAUCCUGCCAAAUGCAUUUGGUUUAUUUUUGGUCGUUAUUUGGUCGUUGAUAAAUAUACUAUACUUCUGCUUUAUAUUGGUUCGCAUGUGGUUCUAUUAUUACUUAACCUCUUAAGGACCAAACUUAUGGAAUAAAAGGGAAUCAUGACAUGUCACACAUGUCAUGUGUCCUUAAGGGGUUAAAGGGACACUAUAGUCACCAAAACAACUUUAACUUAAUGAAGCAGUUUUGGUAUAUAGAUCAUGCACCUGCAGUCCCACUGCUCAAUUCUCUGCCAUUUAGGAAUUAAAUCACUUUGUUUAUGCUGCCCAAGUCACACAUCCCUGCAUGUGACCUGCACAGCCUUCCUAAACACUUCCUGUAUAGAGUCAUCUAAUGUUUAUACUUCCUUUAUUGCAAAUUCUGUUUAAUUUAGAAUUUCAUAGCUCUGUUAAUAGCUUGCUAUACCCCACAGGAGCCUCCUGUAUGUGAUUAAAGUUCAAUUUAGAGAGCAGAUUACACAGUUUUAAAGCAAGUUACGAUCUAAUUGAAAGUGAAACAAUUUUUCCAUGCAGGCUGUGUGAGUAACAGCAAGGGAAGGUGUGGCUAGGACUGCAUAAACAGAGACAAAAGUGAUUUAACUUCUAAAUGGCAGCGAAUUGAGCAGUAAAACUUCAGAGGCAUGAUCUUUACACAAAAACUGCUUCAUUAAGUUAAAGUUGUUUUGGUGACUAUAGUGUCCCUCUAAUUAGGAACGAAUGUUACCAAAUUGGUCAGAGCAACCAAAUCCUGACCGCAUUUGGCUUUAGAAAAUAUGCAAAUUGCAAAUGUGGUUAUAGUUUAGCAAUUUUCACUGGAUUAUAGUGUUUAGUGAAUAACCCUGUAAAAUCUGUUCAAAUAUUUUUCUUUGCUCCUUGGAGAGGGCUUAAAGAAAGAGUUAAGAUUAAUUUGACCCUCUGUGUCUUCUAAUGAAAUUAAAUGUUUUAAAAUAAAUGUUUUAAAAUGGGGAUUAAAAAAUAAAAUAAAAUAAUCAAAUAAAAAGCUCUUUAACAUAAACUGACCCUAGACUUUCUACUUUCAGAUUAUGGUUUAGAUUCUUACCGCAAGUUUGAUUCCUGUGAUAAUUCUAAGACCUAUCACAAUCUCCUCAAUGAAGUGUAUUUGCCUCCUGAGGGACAGACCAUAUCCAGCCCAGAAAAUUCUACAGCAGCUGAUAUGUAUCGGUAAUAUAUGAGUUGUAGUGUUUAUGGAGCAAAUAAAGCCAUAAUUUCUUUUAUUAUAGAGCUUUCUAUUGUAUUAGAAUAUAGACUUCAUUUUAUUACACCUUUGUGUCUACCCAAUGUAUUGAGUAACAUUAGCUUUGCAAAGAUUUUGAGAAAGUGCUACUAUUUAACCUGCCACUGGAUAAUGAAUUCUGUAGUAGUUAAUAUCCUGUUGAUGAUGAAAUUGUGUCUUUAUUAGUAUUUACUACUUAAAAAAAUAUUCUUAUAUUUCUACUAAAUUUAUUAAAACCAUUUAAAAUGCAGUCAAAACACAAAUCAUAGAUCAUGUAUUUUCUUCCUGCUACACACUUAUGAUACCAGUGGGAAACACUCAUAUACUGUUAUUAUGUUACAAGCAUUUCUAGAAAAAGAAUAUAUAAUAUUUAAAACAUAUUUUGUUUUUGCAGCUAUGCCAUUAUUUUACUUGAAAUAGCAACAAGAAGUGAUCCUUUUCCGGUAAGGAUUUUAAAAAAAAUUUAUAUAAGCAAAAUGUAUUUUUCUAUCUUGUGUUGCAUUUAUAUUUAAUGCAAAUGUAGUGGUUUAAUUAUACUUAAAAUGAGAAAACAAAAUCAGGCUAUAAGCUGCUUUUUAAAUACUAUUCCAGUAUGUCAAUCAUAUUUUGUUAGAAUUAAGUGUUUGUCUUGUACAAAGCUGCAGAAUAUGUUGGCGCUGUAUAAAUGAUUGAAAUUGUAAGUGAAUACUAGUUACCUCAAUUUCUCACAUUCUCACAUCAAAUCCAAGCCACCAGAAAGCAGAAUACAAGUCACACAGUGCACCAUACAUAUAAUUUUAAUAUUUUAAAUAAGAGCGGAUUUCUAAUUGAGGAGCAGCAAGUAAGCACUGAGGUUUUAUUAGACAUACACCUAAAAUAUAUGGGCAAAAGUAUUGGGAAACCUGACCAGUAUACCAACAGGGACUUUUAUGACAUUGCAUUCUAAAUUCAUAGACAUUAAUAUGUAGUUGGUCUGUAACAGCUUCCACUCAUCUGGGAAGGCUUUCCACAAGAUUUUGGAGUGUUUCUGUGGGAAUAUUUGCCAAUUCAUCUAGUUGAACAUUUGUGAGGUCAGGCACUAUUGUUGAACAAGAAGACCCGGCUCACCAUCCGUGUGGGCCAGUCAAGUUCUUCUACACCAAACUCAUCCAACCAUAGCUUUGUGCACUGGGACACAGUCAUGCUAGAAUAGAAAAGAGCCUUCCCCAAACUUUUUCCCCAAAGUUGGAAUCAAAGUAUUGUCCGAAAUGUCUUGGCAUGCUUAAGCAUUAAGAUUUCCCUUUACUGGAAGUAAGGAUCCCAGCCCAACCCCUAAAAAUAGCCCAUAACAUUAUCCCUCCUCCACCAAACUUUACAGUAGGCACAAUACAGUCAAAAAGGUAAUGUUCUUCAUACUCCAACCCAGACUCACCGAAGCGUGAUUCAUCACACCACAAAACGCGUUUCCAUUGCCCUGGGUCCAGUGGUGGUGUGCUUUACACCACUUGAUCCAAUGCGUGGCAUUGUACUUGGUAAUGUGAGGCUUGCAUGCAGCUGAUCAACCAUUGUGAUAAUAAUGCCAGUGGAAGUUUGGCAUUUUUUUGCCUUAAUAAAUCUGCCCUUGUUUUUCUUGAAUUGAGUGCAGUGAUACAUUGUCUGUAGAUGUGACAUUCUUCGUAACUGAGUGGUACUAUAACAAAUCACUUUGUAACAGCUUACACCAAGGGCAAUCAAACAUUUUGUUGCACGUUUCAGGAGUUAUAUAAAACAUUGCUAUUCACCCAAUUCAUCCUCAUUCAUAGGUUCGAUUUUCAUUUUGCAGUCGGCUUAUUAUAAUGGGUUAAUUCCAUUUAGCUCAACUCCAGCAUACAUUUAAUUUUAGAAAUUACCUGUACAAUAAAAAAACAAAAACCAUGAAGCACAGUUGUACCUAGGGCUAUUUCUAUUUUAUUUUUAACAUCUAUUUGAUAAAUAAAUCACAAUUUAUUUUUGAAGUUGAGCAAUAGAAUUUGAAACUACCUAUUAAAAUGUAAUCUGGGGCAAUUGGGUUUGAGGAGGAAUUUGAUUUUACAGGUACUUGAAUGGGAAAUAGUAAUAUUUUGUUCCAAGAGGGACUGCUAAGCCCUUUCGUAGUAUUUCAAGAACCCAGCAGGCCCAUUUGUAAAGAAAUCUUUUGUGCCAUAAUCAUAUUCCAGAGUAACCAAAAUGCAUCAUAAAAAUAUUCUGCGUACUAGAACACAUAAAUAUAUUGUUUUUAGGAAGCACCAACCUUCAGUCUAUUUCCAUAUGUGUGUCAAAUCCAACCCAGGUUUCCAACAGGCAAGGCAGUUUCUAAAUAUAAAAGCAAAACACACUGUUUGUUAGAUAAACAGAGCUGAGUGUCGUAGUGAUAUGCGAGAUCACAUAAUUCAGGAAAACACAGAAGAGAUUGAGUGAUGACACUCAAAAGUACAACAAAGUCAUAACUUCCACAUCAGAUGAACUAAUAAUAGACAGCCUAGGGAUGUUCUCGGAACAGUGUUAUAGAGAGUAUACAGCAUUCAGUCACAUGGGAAACAAUUGAAGCAUUUGGCUUAAGAGGAUUUAAGUUUAGAUUGGGGAUAUAUUUUGCUUUGUAGAAAGAUCAAAAGAACACUGUGUAAUAAGUAAUCAUGGCAAUACUGUAGUAGUAAGAGGAGUUGAAAUAGUGUCCGAUCACCAACUUAAAGAUGCAGCGUCUUUUUAAGACUGUAUGUGCAGGGAUUUUCGGAUCAAUGGUUAUAUCUAAUCAAAUUUGUAUUCUCUUAUCAAUAAUGUUGUAACAUGGUAUGAGGUGAAAUUGACAAACAGAGAUAUUGAAUACCAGAAGUUCUUUCAAAUUUUGUAUGUUUUUUUUUUUUUUUAUAGAUAAGCCUGGUUAGUCAUGAAUCUUCUUAUCUUACAAAACCUUAAACAGCAGCAUACGUAUCCAUUGAUGGAAUUUCUGUUCUUUGCUAUGUGUUCAUAUUUCUCUUCUUGCAGCCGACACAAUUCUCUUUGUAUAAUGUUGUAUGGGUUUCAAGUAUAGCGUGGCAUCUAGCUAUGUUUCCACUUUCAUAUCUCGCUCCUCGAGCCCUCUGUGUUAACUCACUAUUUUGUUCCAAAAUGCACAUCUUUGAGCAAUUAUUUCACUUUCUUAUUUAGUUAUUCACAUAACUGGUUCACAUCUUUACAAAAAGGAUUAGUCACUAAAAUUAGUAUUGUUGGGAAUCGAAAGUGAAUAAAAUGUGAAUAAAAACAAAAUUGAGGUCCCAGUAGCUGAAUUGGAAACAUAGCUGACUUCGAGUCCAGCUAGUUUUUGCCUUAAAGUUGAAAUACUGGUGCCUGCAUAUUUUGUGGAAGUAGAACAUUGAGUAAGCCAAUGAGGAAAAAAAUAAAUUAUGUGGGUAUACAAUUUUUAGCCUUCUGUUUCCUCAUGGCCUAAACCCACCUUAUUAAUUUAUUUAUUUUUCAAUGCAUUUAGAUUUAAUGUGUAAAAUGUAUUCAUAUCCAAGACCAGUUUGCAUAGGGAGAAAAGUGCAUAGCAGUUAACAAACUCUUCUUAAACACUGACAAAACUGUCACAAUGAUCUUUGGAACUGUACCUAAAUUACAUAAACUCACUGGUGUACAUACCGCGGUAUGUACUCCAGUGCGGCCACGGCCGCAUUUUGCCAGGCUCUUCUCCUGGGGGGCCCAAGAGCUGGCCACCUCGGGGCCCCGCAGCUGGCCGUGGAGUUACUUUGCGGGCGGGCGCAUUCUCCUCUGCGCUCUCUCUGCCCAUCUCCCUCGCAUGCACCACAGUGUUCCCGGAGCAGGAAUAUGAUGUGGCGCGCGAGGGAGCUGAACUGGAGGAUCAGUGCUCCCUCGCCGCCUGCAGUGACCGGUCGCCCAGCAGCCCCACUGGACCCCAGGGAAAGCUGGAAUCCCCUCAGCACUCCAAAAAAGGUAGGGAGGCUGGGGGAUUAAACAAAAAAAAUUGUGUGUUAGUGUGUGUGUGUGUUUGUGUAACUUGUGUGUUAGUUUGUGUGUGUCUGUUAUUGAGUGUGUGUCUGCUAGUGUGUGUUAGUGAGUGUGUGUGUUUGUGUUAGUAUGUGUGUGUGUGUCUGUUACUGAGUGUGUUAGUUUGUGUGCGUCUGUUAGUGUGUGUCUGUUAUUCAGUGUGUCUUCUAGUGAGUGUGUUAGUUUUUGUGUGUCAGUGAGUGUGUGUGUGUGUCUGUUACUGAGUGUGUUAGUUGUGUGGUAGUUUGUGUGUGUCUGUUAUGGAGUGUGUGUGUCUGUUAGUGAGUCUGUUUGGUGUCUGUUAGUGAGUGUGUGUUUGUCAGUGAGAGUGUAUGUUUUGUAAGUGAGUGUGUAUGUGUGUCUGUCACUGAGUGUGUGUCUAUCAGUAAAUGUGUGUGUCUGUUAGCUAGUUUGUAUGCGUCUGUUCGUGAGAGUGUGUGUGUUUGUUAGUGAGUGUGUAUGUGGGUCUGUCACUAUGAGUGUGUGUGUAUGUAUGUGUAUCUCUCUGUGUGUCUGCAUGUGUGUGCCUGUAUGUGGGUCUGUAUGUGUAUCUCUUGGUCUGCAUGGGUAUCUGUUUGUCUGUAUGUGUAUCUGAAUGUUUGUCAUUAAAGGACCACUAUAGUGCCAGGAAAACAAACUUGUUUUCCUGGCACUAUAUAGUCCUUGGCCCCCUCCCACUGGGCUGAAGGGGUUAAAACCCUCUCUCCGCCCCGAUCCGCCUCUCUGCUCCGAAUGCAAGAGCCGAGCACGCGUUAAAACCGCCCAUCGGAAACCAUUACUCAAUGCUUUCCUAUUUACGUCCAGCGUCUUCUCACUGGGAUUUUCACAGUGAGAAUCACGGAAGCGUCCCUAGCGGCUGUCAGUGAGACAGCUACUAGAGGUUGUUUUCAGCUGCAGGGUUAAAAUUAGAGGGACCUGGCACCCAGACCACUUCAUUGGUCGUAGGGGGUCACAGCCCUGCGACCCCUGUGACCAGGUGCCUGCCGCCAUGUGUUGCGGCCCUGGCCCACGCAGUGUUAGUGCCGGGGGGGGCAGAUGAGUUUUCGCACUGGGGUCCCAUGGAUCGUGUGUACGCCACUGCAUAAACUACAAAAUCAACAACUGUGUAUCAGAACAAAUUCAAAUAGCACACUGACAGCAAAAAUCUGUCAAAACUCUAUCCAAAACUAGGUGCCCUUUACAGAAACAUAUCCUGCCUAAGCCCUACAGUAAGAAAACAGUGAAAUAAAUGCUAAUGGCGUUCAUUGAUUAUGCAGAUGUAGUGUAUGCACCUGCAUCGCAAACCCACCUCCGAUCCAGUACUAGCACGAUAUUUAGCAUACCGCAAUACAAAAAUAAAGUAGCAAGAUACUCACUCCUUUUCCUACAGAGCACCGCAAUUAUGGAAUAACCUAGAGGACACAGUCAAAUCUUCAUUCAAUCUUAAAUCUAGAGAUCUAAGGCAAUAUACCUAAAUACAGAAUGCACCUGUCAUGGUUAAAUAUAUUUAUUACCUGUUAUGUGUUAAAUUUAUAAAUGUGUGUGUGUGUGUAUAUGUAUGUGUGUAUAUAUAUAUAUAUAUAUAUAUAUAUAUAUAUAUAUUUACACAUUGUUUGUAUAUUGCAUCUUUGUAAUAUUGUAUCCUGUUGUAACAAUACAAUGUUUUGUGGACUCAGGACAUACUUGAAAACGAGAGAAAUCUCAAUGUAUGCAUCCUGGUAAAAUAUUUUAUAAAUAAAUAAAUACAAAAAAAUAUUAAUUCAUUGUUUAUGUGAUAACCCCAAUAUCCUAGUUCGUUUUUAAUUGUUUUACAUAUAGUUUUCAUAAUUACAAACUGACAUUCUCGUCAGUUGAUGCUAUUUACUGCGUUUAUAACAGGCAUGGCUGUAUAGUUGCUUAUCAAGAUCUAGUGACUAAGACAUUAUAUUUUUAAUCCCUUGUGUGGUGUGGUAACAUUUUGGAUCACUGUUACAUUUCCUGGCUAACAAUGGCAGCAUUGCAUUUGAAUUAGCUCUCUCCACAGUCGGCAAGGUCAGGAAUUAAACAAUUAACUGGUUAACUGAAUAUUUCAGGAAAGUAGGACUAAUAGAAGAGAAUAUUUCAGAUCAGGACAGCAAGAUACUUUCAGUCCACUUCCUCUAAUAAAGGUACAUUAAGAAGAAAACCUAUACUACAUUCAACAUUUUCUGAAGGCGCACAGGCAUGGACAUGAUUAGUAAGAAGUCAACUUCAAGGCUUCUUUCCUGCCUGGGCUUAAAGCAUAACAGAUUAUUGUGCACUAUCUAUAAUAAUAUAUGGAUAUGUAAUAUGGAUACGUAAUAAAGCUCAAGAAUCUUCCUGCAAAAUACAUCUUCAAGAAAUCAACAGUCUCAUCAGCAAGCAUCAAAUGCAUCAUUUAAGAAGUACCAAUAUCAGAAAGAUUCACACUCUAUUGUCCUUCUAACUCCAAGGGAAGUAAUACUCAAUGUAAAGGCAAUCAAUCCAUUAUUGAACAACUAUGUAUUUCAAGAUGGAGAUUAUUGUAACCAUUGUUCACUCAGGAGGUUGGAUCAUAUCAAACAAUCUAAUAGAUGGGGAUCCCCAUCCGUCCUUGAUACUUUAAGAUCCUUUGAUUUUGGGGGUUAGGUAAACACUUUCAGUUCAUAGGUUUAACAUUCAGGUUAAGACUCGCACUCAUGACCUUAUUCAACUUCCUGAAGAAUCACGAUAUAUUAGUGUUCCAAUAUUUAGACUAUAUAUUUAUGAUUGCACAGUAUAUCAGAAAGAAGUUUGUCUCACAUAAUCAGUAAUCCAGAUAUAUUUAAAAAAAAGAUUUAUUUAAGUCUAUCACAUGAAUCCAAGUCACAAUAUCACUAUUAUCAAGAAGACCAUGUCCCAUUGGAAAGUAAACAGAAAAAGCCGAAACGAAGAUACAGUGUAUUAUAAACCUCUGUCAUCUAUUAGAAAAAGGAGUUCACAAGCCUGCUACUUUACGCCUUCCGUAGGGAUAAUGAGAAGAAUCAAUUGGUAUGUGUCAAAUGGAAGAGAGCCUGGGACCAAAAUAUGAUUCCUAAAAAGGAAACUUCAGUCAAAUCUGCAAGAACUGAGAGCAGAAAUGAAAAAUCCACAAUUGUUCCAAGGCAAGUUGGAUUAUUUCGAGGUAGUGAUCCAGGCAGAUGCAGACAUUACUAAAAUUGACUUAAUGACAACUAAAAAUAGCAUGCAAGCCUUGCUUCCUUUUGUGAUGGUGGAUACCUGUUUUCGCCCAUAUUGUAACAACUCAAACGCUUAAAAAGAAGUGUAUCAUUGCCGUUAUCCUAAUUAGGCCAUGAAAGUAUUGGUUCUCACCUUUCCAACAAAUUUGUCUGAAACAGCCUCAUGAUGCUUAUUAUAAAAAACAUAUUACCUUGCGAAAGGAAUAUAAGGAUAUUUUCCACAUCAGAGCAAUUCUCAGCCAGUUCUUUCAUUUCUACCCAAAGUGGCAAUUAAAUAGCAUAUUCAACAAGAAGUGGUGUUUCCUACUUUAUUCCAAAAAUGUAUCCAAAUAAUGUUAAAUGGUAUAAAUUGGAUGCCAAACAUUGACUUUUUAAAUAUUUAGAGUCUCAAAUUACUUUUACAAGUUUGAGAUGCUGGAUCUUGUUGGAUAUUACUAAAGCAAGCAAAUCAAAGACUCGUCAAUAAAAUAUAUAAAACUAUUGUGCAUGUAAAAAUGGAAUUGGCUAUACCUUGAGCAAGGGUUUUUCUAGGACAAAAUCAUGAUCAUCGCUAACAAUCUUUAUUAAACACUACAAAAUGAAUUUGACAUUCUAGGUGGACAUAUGCUUUUUUAAGCAGUUUUUUCCUAAUGAUAAAUAUUUUAUUUUUUUACCAAUAUUUUCAUGUUGGGGCAGCAAGGAAGGUAAAUCCAGCUCUGUGAUUUUAAUCAAUUGUUUUAUUCCUUUCCUUGCUUAUUGUGGGAGCAGAACUAACUCAAAAGUAAUAUUGCCUUGGCUAAUAGACAGGAAAAGAUAAUUAUGGCAAUAAUGUGAAAUAUAUUUUUCUUAUUAUUGGUCAGAUCUGAAAUCUAAUAAACAUAGUAAAAAAAUAUGUUAGUAACACUUCUAUGUCUCUGUUUUUCCUUUUAUAUUUAACUGUAGAAAGAGGACUCUGAGUACUGCUGCCUGCCUUUGUCAGAGUUAAUCAAAGAGAAAUCAGAAAAUGGCUGCCCAUGUCCAUCAGAAUAUGUAGAUGUAAGUUACAAAUAGAGAAGGGUGAAAAAACCUUCAGAUAAAAAAUAAAUUAAUAAAACUGAAAUAUAAAAGUAAAAAAGGUUCACCCUAAACAUACAUUUGAAAUAUUGUUAAGAAAUUCAAAAUGCUCUAGACAUUGGUGUAUGUUCACUAAACUGUGAAUGAUGGUGACAAAAUAGCUAAAAUGGAAAAAAAACUGGAUUGGAGAAUGUUUCCGAUCCAGAUAUUAUGGCUUAAAUUUUGCAAUUCAGUUUUCCAUUCACCUCAAUGUACUGUACAGUAAAUUUACCAGAACUCACUAGUGUUUAACUGUUUGGGUGACAAUGCUUUUUCAGUGGGUGCCCACUGCCCACUGGUUGGAAGAGGCUUAGCAGUGGAUUACCGAUGAAAAGAAAAAGACAAAAAAGCACUCCCACAGGCAACUUUGACUAACCCUUAGGAAGCCUGAACUUGAUGUAACUAUAUUGCUCUUGAUUGAACUGCACAUAAUAAAUUAUGUGUUAGCAGCACUAACUUAAUCAGUGCAACGGAGAAACCUUUGAUACUGCAAAGGUUCAAAUUAAUGAGUUGUUUUGAAUAUGCUUUGUUAAAUAUAUUUAUAUUCUAGUUUUAAAAUGAGAAACUGAAGCAAUUUAUCAAUUGAAGGAUGAGUUGCCAAGCUAAUGCAAUAUACAUAUAUUUGGUCUUUGUAAAAACAAAUGUCAAUAACCACUGCCAUAACUGAUGAAUUAUCGUUGAGGAGUACAUGCACAAUUGACAUGUGGAUGGGCCUCCUCCAUUCUGAGACAAUUUAGGGUUUUGUCCCAACAUCUCCUUUUAUCUGUGUUAGGGUUAUUUGUGUAAUUUGGUGGCCAUGCACUACAAUCCCAGGCGAUCUAUCAUAAAGGAAAAAAUGCUUUAAGCGUAAAGACUCAAGAUUAGAUAUGGCAUUAUACCUCUGCAUUCAGUAAAUGAGUACAUGCUCCGAGUGAUGUUAAAUAGGCAUUCCCACUUAAAGGUACCAAACUAGGAGGAGCUAUGUACUAAACGGCACCCUAAUUUGGUAUUUUUAAAUAGACAAUACCACAUAAGGGUGCCAAAUUAGCGAGCCAUUUACUGAAAGAGCAAGAAUAAGCAAAAACGAUUUUCUAAAAUCUGCUCUUUUAGUUGCAUUGUAGAUAAGUUCCUAAUUUGUUACCCUUAAUUAUGGAAAGCCCAUAUAAGGAAAGGAAACUAAAUUAUAGAGCUUUCCACUACUCAUCUGAAAGAGGAAAACUAAGAAAAGCCCUUUUUCUUAAAUGUGGUCUUUUAGUUACUUUUUUGAUAAGCCCCUAAUUUGGUACGAUUAAUUAUGGCAAUCCCACAUAAUAUAAGUCCCUAAUUUGCUAUCCUUAUGAAAACAAAUGGAUCCAAACAUCUUUAGAACAAUUUAUUCAAAACAUUUUUAUUUACGAUAAUUUUGGAUACUGCCAAAUUCUGAAGUUUCUGAAUCCCCAGAUUUAGCAGAAAUGUGGAUCACAUUUGACUUGUCCGAUAUUAAAUGCACAUAUCUAGUAAGCUCCACAGGACACAACAGAUCCAGAUCAAACCUUAAAAAAAAAAUGUAUAUUAUCAAACACAUAUCACCCAUAUGUCCCUUUUUUUUCUAUGUCACUCACUAUUGUUAGUGUUUAACAGAACUCCAUAGCAAUAAUACUCACAGUAGCGUGUCUUAAAACAAAUAAAUGUGUUUAGAAAUGAGUCUGUGUAAAUACAAUACAUUGUUCUUGUUCUAUAUUAUAAUUUAGUUGCAUAUAUUGUUAUUAGUAAAAUUACCUAAAAUUUCUCAUACUACCCCUGCCCCUGGUCACCCCCCCGCACACACCCCUAUAAUUGAAGUGUCCCUCUUUGGUCGUUUGAAAUGUUGGAAGGUACGCUUACAUGUAUAUUUAAAAAGAUGUCUUGCACACUGUGCACUGUGACUUAUGUGCUUACUAUUAUGUUGUAAUUUAGUUCAAUUUUUAUUGUAAGAUUUCAUGAAGAUCUAGAUCAACGUAACCAAAUAUUUAAAAAGUUGAAAGUAAAAGCAAUACAUAAUGAAGGGACAAUACUUUUCAGGCACAGAUCAUCAGACCGACCUCAGAUAUCCUCAGAAAGCACCGUCUGUAUAAUACCUAGAUCACUUUAUGCUAGUGUAUUAAGAUAAUCCAAGGUGACUCGUCUCACAUAUAUCACAGCAGGCAGUUCACAAACUACUCAUGGAUAUUGUAAUAUAUCUGUUCUUUGCUGGUAUUCAUGCAAUCUUACCACGGAAAAGGCCCGGAUUUACGCUUUAUUUAAUUUCUCCUGCAGCUUAUCAGAAAGUGUCGAAGCCAAAACCCAGCUCACAGGCCUACAUUUGAGCAGGUUAAGAAACAACUGCACAAGAUGAAUCCUAACAAAGUCAGUCCUGUGGAUGUGAUGAUGACACUGGUAAGACUGAAUGCUUUCCCUUUGGAUAUCUUGUAAUUCUGAGAAACGAAAACAUAUCUGCAUAAGCAUCAGUGGGCUAAUGCACAAUUUGCUUUUUUCCAUUUCAGCUAUUUUUGCUUUAAAUUUGAAAAUCACUUUGAAUUCUCACUUUAGUGACUAGCCCUGUAAAUGUAUUUCAUGAAUUUUCAUGACUGUCCAUCAUGACACUUCCAAUUAUUUACAACCCUAUGCAAACCACAAAUCCAAAAUUACCACAGACACCUUCAUUGCAAGGUAGGCCUUGCCUGUUUUAUUAAUUUAAGAGAUUAAACAAGCAGAACACUACAAAAUACAAAUGAAAAAACUAAAGCAUUAAUGAUGUAUUCUAUUUCUUCUUCUAUAAGAAACAAAGCCAAGAGGAGGAGGGUGUGUAAACCAGCAACAAUGUAUUGUUUUGCAGAACCAAUGUUUAUGGUCAGUAAAACCAAUACCCUAUCUCUUGCAUCCUGGUGAUGGAAGGGGGACUGUCGCUUAACCUUAAUUCUAUAUUUACUUAGGCCAUAUAUCUAGCACAUAUGUAUUUGCGAGUUGUGAAAAAUAGAAUUAAUUGUAGAAAUACACACUUCUUUAUCCUGCAACUGGGUGCCUCCAUCUUGGCUUCCUGUUGAUCAGUGUCAUAAGCAUACAGUGGAGAGGAAAAGUAAAACAGUGUUUCUGUCUUUCCUCCUCACAUGCAAUGCUUGCCCAGUCUGUGCCUGGAAUGAACUGGAUUGUGAUGUUAUUUGUUAAAUCAUUAAAGGGACACUAUAGUCACCAAAAUAACUUUAGCUUAGUGAAGUAGUUUUGGUAUAUAGAUCAAGUAUACAUGUGACUUAUACAGUUUUCCUAAACACUUCCUGUAAAGAGUCAUCUAAUGUUUACACUUUACUAUAAUCUUUUAAAGUAAGUUACAUUUGAUAGAAAAUUAAACCAUUUUUGUCAUGCAUGUUGUGUCAGUCACAGCAAGGGAAGGUGUGGCUAGGGCUGCAUAAACAGGAACAAAAGUGAAUUUACACCUAAAUGGCAGAGAAUUGAGCAGUGAAACUUCAGAGGCAUAAUCAAUACACCAAAACUACUUCAUUAACCUAAAGUUGUUUUGGUGACUUUAGUGUCCCUUUAAUAUAAACUUAAAAGAAAACUAAGCACUAUGGGAAAAAUGGUUGACAUGUUAUAGGUGAUUUUCUAUGAUUCAUUCAAUGGUGGAAUUUCCAUAGAAUUGACAAUUCUUUAACACACACACAUAAAGCAGUAAUGCCCCAUAUUCCCUAAUUGGUGCGAUUUAUUUUAUUUUUCAGGUGAUUCAUACCAUAGCUAAUAGGACUCAAUUACUGUUAGAAAGUCACAUUGCAGAGUUCAAAUGAUCUUUGCUGAAUGAUACACUUCAGCUUCACAAGCCAUCAGAGUAUUCCCAUUACCAGCUCAUAUAGGCUACAGUCUUUCUUUUAAUGCUUUUAAAAUGCUACUUUCCUACUUACGGUGCAGCUUUUCAAAAAAGCUGCAAUGCUUCUCCAUUUUCUGAGUAUACUCCAUAGGUUAUGAUGCACAAAGAUUAAUUGUCACUUUCUUAACCUCUGCCUGCAGGGAUUCUUCUAAAAAGCCUUUGUCAACUUCAACAUAUUCCAAACAAUGCUGUUUCCCUAAUCACCACUGAUGCUCUUUUUGAAUUCAGCUGUUAGAAAGAGACAAUAAUUCUCACAUUAAUCAAAUUCUAUCACUGAAAGAAAAUGCCAUCAUGAUUAUAUGGAUUGAAAUUAAGUAAUAUAAAUAUAAUUUAUUUGGUUUUUUUUUAGAUGGAAAAAUAUAGCAAACAUCUGGAACUAUUGGUAGCAGAACGCACACAAGAUCUAAUGCAUGAAAAGCAGAAGACGGAUCAAUUAUUAUAUAGUGAGUAAAAUUAAGUUAAAAAAAAAUCUGAUUAAAUGUAAUGAUGCCAAAGUACCCAAGGGACACUCCACCGGCCAAUUAAACAAACAAAAAAAAUAUCUGCAUUGGGGCAUAUAUAGAACAGUUUACAAAAACCAGUGGCGCACUAAGAGAAAUGGCAGCAGAAGGCGCUGGGCAGCCGACAAAGCUCACACACGCAGGGGCCGGUCAGGGAAUACAGCAGGAGUAACUGAACAGAGAAUUAGGGGCAAAGCCAUUCAGAUGCGGGGUGGGGCUACAGGCAGCCUCCACUUGCUGCUCUUACUGCAGCACACUGAGGGGAAGCAGGAAGAAGUCCCUGCUUCCCCAACUACAACACACCAGGGACAUCAGUGACUCCACUCAUCCACCAGUAAGUAAGUGUGUGUGUGUGUGUGUGUGUGUGUAAAACUGUGAUUGCCUGUGACUGUGUGUGACUGUCUGCCUGUGACUGUCUGCCUGUGACUGUCUUCCUGUGACUGUGUGUGUGACUGUCUACCUGUGACUGUGUCUGUGACUGUCUGCUUGUGACUGUCUGCCUGUGUGUGAUUUUGAAUGUCUGCCUGUGACUGUUUACCUAUGACUGCAUCUGUUACUGUCUGCCUGUGACUGUCUGUUUGUGCCUGUGUGUGUAAAUGUCUGUCUGUGACGGACUACCUGUGACUGUUUGUGACUGUCUGCCUGUGACUGUGUGUGACUGUGUGCAUGUCACUGAGUGUGUGUGACUGUGUGAUGCUGCCUGUAACUGUGUUGCAGUUUGCCUGUAAUUGUGCGUGUGACUGCCUGUAGCUGUGUGCAUGUGACUGUCUGUCUGUAACUGUGUGUGUAACUGUCUGCCUGCAACUGCUUGUGUGUGACUGUGUGUUUGACAGUGUGUGAGUGACUUGAUUUGUCAGUAUAUGUGUCUGGGACUGUGUGCAUGUGGCUGUAUUUGACAGUAUAUGUGUAUAACUGUGUGCAUCUGACUGUGUCUGACUGUCUUCGCUUUGCAGUGAGCCGGCAUGUAACUGUUAGGGACCAGGAACCAGACAGAGACAGAACUAGAUGCAAAACACCUUUAUUAAUAAAUAACAAAUAAAGAAAUAACCAAAAGCAAAGUCCAGGAGGCAAGCAGGGGUCAGUCACCAGAGUGGGUAGUCAGACGAGCCAGGAUCAGGAGAACGGAGAUCAGCGAAGUCAGGAACAAGGCCAGAGUCAGGAACCAGGAACAAACAGGAAACACAGGAACAAGGAGACUUCUGGGGAACAGAAAAGCACGCAAGGGCAAGGAGGUACUGGGAUUUGCUGCUUAAAUAGGCUGCACUGAUUUGCAGCAGGGUUGAUUACUAUUCUCAGGUGAGUAACCGUGGCAACAUAGUGAAGGAGCUGAUCGUUAAUCUCAGCUGAAAGCUCAGACACAAAAAAAGGAAGGAUUGCUGUUAAAAACAGCAAAGAAACCCUGAUAGUACCUCCCCCUCAAUGACUCCCCCAUCUCUGCUGGUGGGUCCAGGCUUCAUGGGGAAGCAGGCGUGAUAGGAACGAAGGAGGGAUGGUGCAUGGACAUCAGAGGCUGGAGCCCAGGAACAUUCCUCUGGACCGUACCCUUUCCAGUGCACCAAGUAUUUAAUCUGUCCUCUGAAGACUCGUGAGUCAAUGAUGCUGCGUAUUUCAUAUUCCUCAUGAUUGUCAACCAGAACAGGACGUGGCACUGAGGUGGUGUAACAUACAAACGGUUUCAAGAGGGAAACAUGGAAUACAUUUGAGAUGCGCAUGCUAGCAGGAAGGUCAAGUGCGUAAGCUACAGGGUUAACCCUUCGAAGUAUACGAAAUGGCCCAAUGUAUCGGGGUGCUAGAUUUUGUGAGGGAACACGGAGCCGUAGGUUGCAAGAAGACAGCCAGACCCUCUCUCCGACCUGAUAGGUAGGUGCAGGAAGGCGUCUGCGGUCGGCCUGGAGUUUGUAGUUCUGCAUUGCAAAGAGUUCUGAACCUGCACCCAAGUGGAACAGAGUUCCCUGAUAUGUUCCUCCAAUGCCGGUAUCCCUUGUGGCAUGAACGUAUCAGGCAACAUGGACGGUUGAAACCCAUAGUUCGCCAAGAACGGGGAUAGCCGAGGACAGGCAUUAAUUGCACUAUUGUGGCCGAACUCCGCCCAGGGUAGUAGAUCAGACCAGUUGUUCUGGUGGUCAGAAAUGUAGCAACGCAGAAACUGUUCCAAGGAUUGGUUAGCUCGUUCUGCAGCACCAUUGGAUUGCCGGUGGUAGGCUGAGGAGAAGGAAAGCUGAAUUCCCAUCUGUGUGCAAAAAGCUCUCCAAACUCUGGACACAAACUGGCUACCCCUAUCUGAGAUUAUUACUUUGAGUAACCUAUGCAAACGAAAGACCUCCCGAGCAAACAUUUUUGCUAGUUCUUGAGAAGUUGGUAGUUUUUUCAAGGGAAUGCAAUGCGACAUCUUAGAAGAUCGGCCAACAACCAUGAGAACGACUGUAUUGCCACUGGAGACCGGAAGAUCUACGAUAAAGUCCAUGGACAAGUGAGUGCAGGGUCGUUCUCCAUUAGGUAUGGUUUGCAGGAGACCCACUGGAGGGUGUCAGGGUUUUUUAUUUUGAGCGCAUACAGGACAGCCAGCUACAAAAGCGGUGACAUCCGAAUGGAGACUAGGCCACCAAAGUUGCCGAGAGACGGACCAGAUUAACUGUUUUUUGCCUGGAUGUCCAGCUGCUUUGGGGUUGUGAUAUGUACUUAAUAAUUUAGUACGGAGAUGAAUGGGUACAAAACAUCGGCCAUUGGGUUUCUCUGGAGGAGCAUUAAUUUGUGCAGCCAGAAUCUCCUCGCCUAGGGGUGAGGUUAGUACGGAUGGUGGCCAGUAUACGGUCCGGAGGAAUCACAGGAGUAGGGGUUAUCUCCUCUCUAGAUGGAGGGGAAAACUGUUGAGACAAGGCAUCAGCCCGAAUGUUUUUAAUACUGGGCAAGUAAGAAACCACAUAAUUGAAUCUUGAUAGGAAGAGAGCCCAUCUAGCUUGCCGGGGGGAAAGCCGCUUAGCUUCGGAAAGAUAUGUAAGAUUCUUGUGGUCUGUGAGGAUGAGAAUUGGCACUGAAGUACCCUCAAGAAGGUGCCUCCAUUCUUUGAGAGCUAAAAUUAUAGCUAGAAAUUCUCUAUCACCAAUCUGGUAAUUGCACUCUGCCGGGUUCAACUUCUUUGAGAAAUACCCACACGGAUAAAAACAGAGUGGAAGAGUCUGCGCUUAAUAACAGAGAAGAAAGCAGCAACCCUAAAAAGGAAAUCCCUCAAGACCCUUGGUAAGAUAGGAAGAAAAAAGAGGAGUUAAGGGCUGCGCUAUUGUACAGAGAACAGUACCAUAAAAUAGAAACCAAUUGGUUGAAGUGUAUAAAUGCAAAACAUGUAUUGUAUGUAAGACCACUGACUCUACACUGCCAUCUAAAAUAAAUGCUAUUCUGCUAUUUUAUUUUAUUUAUUUUAUAUAUGCUUCCAAAUAUCAUAAUUAUGUAUGUCACCUUUUACCAGUAUCCAAUUAUCUUACUAUCUAUGUUUAUUUUUAUGUAUAUCUAUGUCCAUUUUUAUUUAUAUAUUUCAUAUUAUUUGCCUGCAAUAGUACUCUUUGAUUAACCUAUCUGUAAUAUUAUCUUACUACUUUGUAGUCCCAUUUAUAAGGUUCUUUUCUGUAGUUAUUUGGUCCCUUUCCCCUUUCUUAUUCUGUAUCUGCUCUUAGUGGGAGUGGCUGACUAUCGGUAUUUGGAAGUCAGCUCGCUCGCCACCUUCCCCAUGCACACAGCGACCGGCAUGACUACAUCUCCCACAUGCCGGUCAUGUAGUACUGGAGGUUGCAUUACGCGUCCGAGCGACCCGCCCACCAUUCGCUCGCGCAUGCGUACCGCAAUUCCCUAG
Messenger RNA from Pelobates cultripes (western spadefoot toad), 60595 nucleotides. The record is from the annotation of a GenBank genome assembly. NCBI's taxonomy places the organism in Eukaryota, Metazoa, Chordata, Amphibia, Anura, Pelobatidae.